AUGAUCACCUCGGAGCUUUCAGUUUUGCAGUAAGUACAGAAGAUUACCUUUCAUAUAUGCAAGGAUACAGAACUGUGUUUACCAUAUUCCUUGUGAUACAUACAUUCCAGUGAAUGUCCUGUCAAUAUGUUUACUUUUCCUGGUGUACAAAUAAGUUAAAUCUUUUACUUGGUUUUAUUUGGUAUAUAGCAUAUUAGCACUUGGAACCCUACAUUAAUAACUCAUUAUUGAAUGACACUAUUCUACUAUGCAUUUCCUUUGCAUUCAUUAGAAGUAAUUCUAAAUUGACAAAUGUUCCAUUUUUUUUCUUCCAUAUCUAUCAAAAUAUUGGUCCUGUUAAUUUAGGAUUUGAACUGUAGACUACGUCAAUACUUUGUCAAUCAUUUUACCUGGCUUUGCAUCAAAGGAGACACAGUGUACAAAAGUUGGGAAAAAUAUAAACAAAAUAAAAUCCAUGUAAAGUUCUUAAAAGAAUCUAUAUAAUUAUACUUUUAUAAUAUAGAAUUUUACUUUUUAUUUAGGGAUUCUACAAAUGAAAGCUCAGCUGUACACACGGACAUGACAGCAGUUACAGAAAUGAGCACAGAACUUGUAGAAGAUAUUGAGGUUAAAGGAAAGCGAAAGAGAGGCCGCCCUGGAAGACCGCCGGUAUGUAACAAAUCCACUCUUUCUUCUCCCACAGUUUCCAUACACCCAGUAUGCAGUGCAACACUGGACAUUGUAAAUGGAUGACCAUUUUGUAUUGUCCUUUCGCUUUAGCUUUCAUUUCCUGACCCGUGGAAUUGAGAUGACAUUGUUAAUUUGUGUGAUUGGGUUACAAUGAGCAUACCUUCCCCCUCCCCCACCAGUUUGUUUUUUGGUUGUUUUUUUCUGAGAUAUUUGAAUUUGAUAGGAACUCCUGGGGAAGGACAGAGUUAAGAGCUGGAUAGCUUCUACCUAGUUUACUUUAGGUAUCACCUAGGGGAUACACAUUUUAUCCUAAAGUUAUCAGUUCUUGCAGCCCAGAUUUAGCGAUUUGUUUGAACUUGUUUUGACUUCUGAGGGUGCGCUGUUAGUACUACUAUUUAAUAUCCUUUGUGAACCCAAACGCUUUGACAUUUAACGUGAACUUCUAACAAAACCCCAUCACGUUCUUUGCAGUGUAUAUAUUUUCUUGUUUUAGAUAAGCCCUAAUUACCUUUUUUUAUGCAUUUACAUUUUAAGUGUUUUAGUAUAUUUUAGUAGGACUAUAGAAUUCUGAAAUCUAUUUUGUUUUUCAGUCUGCCAUCAAGAAACCAAGGAAAACUCCUGGUGAACGGAGUCGUGGCGAACCAGGUGUUAGAGGUCGUGGGAGAGCUAAUGGACAUCCUCAGCAAAAUGGAGAGGGAGAUCCCGUAACCCUGUUUGAAGUUGUAAAGAUAGGAAAGAGUGCCAUGCAGGUUAAAAAAAAUGCACUAUAUGUUUUAAGUAUUUAGAAUUAUCUUAAAAGGAGACUCUAGACUGGGAGGGCCACCAUAUAUUUUUUUUUUAAAACUAACUCCGGCAAGCUGAAGCAGCAGACUGCCCCCUACCUGAACAUGAAGGGACUCCACUAACCAAGAAUCUCUAAUUCUUACCAGUCUUCUGAUCUGAAACUCGUCAUAUGAAUGGUAGUGCUCAAUAAGUUAAUAGCAGCUUUGUUCAGUUUUAUGUACUGGGCUGUAGACAGCACUCUCUUCAACUACUCUCUUCUGACCACUAGCACCAAGCCACAGCUUGGGAUCUGAGAGCUAGUAAGGGAAGGUCUAUCCUAUCUAAAUACAAGACUUGGACAGCAAAGGAAGGAGGAGAAAAUCCUCUGAAAUCAGAGGUAGAAUGGGAGCAUUGCUGUAUAGGGGCAGUUACCUAUUUGCACCACGACCUAUGGAAUGUCUCUGGUUUUAUUGAAAUAAAGGUAUAAAACUAAAAGCAUUCAGCAAGUGGUUAAUAGGAUGCAAAAUAUAGUCAUAAAAACCUUGGAAUAAAAAAAAAUUCUGAUCCAGGGGGAAAAAAACGUGUAUGGUCAGCAACACAAGGUUAAUAACAAGCAAUAUUAGGUUGAUACAGGUUACAUGUGUAAUUGAAAACAUACUGCUUAAUAUUGCCAGUAUUUAAGCAAAUAAACAGUAAUUAAGUGUUUGAACAAAAGUCUGGUAUUGAAGAUCUAAAGUACAAUCAUAGGAUGGGGCAUUGUAUACAAAAUUUGUUCUCUGUGCUGGGGUGCUCUCAUUUAUAUUCAAUUACAGACUCUAUUCAAAAGUAUGAAGCUGUUUGGAUUUGAAUGUAUAGAUUUAUUGCUACCUUACUUGCAAGCAAAAUAAAGUUAUUUUGUUUCUUCGACAUGUUCUAUGCUUUAUGUAUUAUUUUUAAUAGUUCUUUUAAGUUUGUCCCUUUCAGGCAUUCUGAAAUGGACUUUAUAAAAAAAAAAAAAAAAUGUUCAGUUCUUCUUAAUAUAAACUUUGCUUUCACUAUAAUCUAUUCCAUAAUUAUGCCUUUUUAUGGGAGGAUCAAAAGUUUAAGGUGUUUCUUUUUUUUUCCGUCUAAGUAAGCAAAAAAAAAAAAAUAUAUAUAUAAAUAUAUAUAUAUAUAUGUGUGAAAGAAAACAUAUUUAAUAAUGCAGCCAACAUCCAACUUAUAGUUAAACUGUAUUGAUAUUUAUUGAUAUGCACAUAACCUGUCAAUAACAGGUUAAAAUCUUAUUUUGGGCCACAUUAAUUUAAGCAUUGUUUUUUUUGUUUUGUUUUUUACAGUCUGUAGUUGAUGACUGGAUUGAAUCAUAUAAACAAGACCGAGACAUUGCCCUUUUGGACCUGAUAAACUUCUUCAUCCAGUGUUCAGGGUGUAAAGGUACGUUACACCUUCACAUGGUUUAGAUUUACUUUCUUCCAGCUUCUGGGAGUAGACCCAAAGAUGGUUCUUACUAGUGAUUAUUUAAAACUCUGUUCCUGUUUGUUGUGAUCUAAAGAAAUCAACUUAAAGGACCACUAUAGGCACCCAGACCACUUCAGCUUAGUGAAGUGGUCUGGGUGCCAGGUCCAGCUAGGUUUAACCCUUUUUUUUUAUAAACCUAGCAGUUUCAGAGAAACUGCUAUGUUUAUAAUAGGGUUAAUCCAGCCUCUAGUGGCUGUCUCAUUGACAGCCGCUAGAGGCGCUUCGGCGAUUCUCACUGUGAUUUUUACAGUGAGAAGAUGCCAGCGUCCAUAGGAAAGCAUUGUGAAUGCUUUCCUAAGGACUGGCUGAAUGCGCGCACGGCUCAUGCCGCCCGUGGCUGGAGAAAGGUCAAUUUAACCCCUUCCACCCCCUAGAGCCCUGGGGGUGGGGGGCACCCUCAGGGCACUAUAGUGCCAGGAAAAAAAGUAUGUUUUCCUGGCACUAUAGUGGUCAUUUAAAGUAAACCAAUUUAUUUUGUAAAAAUAUAUGCAUGCAUUUGUUUGGAAGGACAGUGUGAAUAUAUAAAAAUCCUUAUUAGAUGCCAUAUAGCACCUAUCAAUUAAAUUGUUCUAAAACUGAUACCUUAUUUCAAUAUAGAUGUAUUUUUGUUGGCUCUAACACACUCUGUUAGGAGUAAGUAUGCGUGUGUGUAUAUAUAUAUAUAUAUAUAUAUAUAUUUAUUUAUUUUUUUUUUUUAAAUCUUUUUGUGUACAGGUACAGUAAGAAUUGAAAUGUUCCGAAACAUGCAAAAUGCAGAAAUCAUUAGAAAAAUGACAGAAGAGUUUGAUGAGGUAUGUCGCAUGAUUCUUAAUUACAGUGAGUUUAUUAAGAUAUCCGCAGUCAGACUCUGGACCCCUUUAUCAAAAGAAGGUUUUAUGUACAAUGCGAUGAAGGCAAAAUAUAGUUCUGGAAAACUGAUGCUUUUUCUGUGCAAACUCUGCAGUGGACUAGUCUUUGUAGCAGUGACUUCUGAGACCUGCUGUUUUCUUAGACAGCCAUACAAAGCAAAUUAAAUGUACUUUGCUUCCCUUUGCAGCACAUAAUUUCAUAAUUUUAACAUAAGCUGCAAAAAGUGUACUUCAAUGAUUGCCAUGUUUUGUUCUAUUUUAAAUGCUGCUUUAGACUUAAUAUUUGGUCCAUUAUAGAUAAUUGGUGAACUUAAAACAUUUACUUAAAAGGUUACUUAUUCUUAAAAACAUUUGACUUUUCAGAGGAAAAAAAUAUCGAGAGGACUGUGUUUUUAUUUAAUCCAGAAUCAACAUCAUCUUGGGGGAAAAAGGGGAAAUCUAAUUUUUUUAUGACAAUACCUUUAAAUGCCCACUUAAUUUUCAAUGGCUGCUUUUUUUGGUCCAGUCUUAUGAAUUCGAUAUGUAAAAAAUAAAUGUGAUGUGUAAGUACAUGGCCAGGUGUAACCAGGCUUUUCCUGAUUUAAUUUCCUUCCAGGAUAGCGGAGAUUAUCCUCUGACAAUGCCUGGCCCUCACUGGAAAAAAUUUCGCUGCAACUUCUGUGAGUUCAUUGGUGUGCUAAUCCGGCAGUGUCAGUACAGCAUUAUCUAUGAUGAGUACAUGAUGGAUACAGUCAUUUCACUGCUGACAGGUCUAUCUGACUCCCAGGUCCGAGCGUUCAGACACACAAGCACACUGGCUGGUAAGAGUUAAUUUAUUGUAUUGUCCUCUCUUACACCAGACAGUGCUCUGAUUUUGUGCUACAGUUUUCUAAUGUUACGUAUUAUGGUGUCUUGCAAAUUAUCAUCCUCAUUUUAUACAAUUCUCUGUUGGUCAAUAAACUCCUGUUUAGAUCAUAUUCAUUUAACUGAAAUUUGUAUGGACAGAACUGCAAAAAUCCUCCAACUCUACAAUUGUGACAUCUCUGUCUUUUGAACCUGAAGUUUGCAGUUUGGAUUUACAUUAACUACAAUAUAGUAUUUAGCAAAUUAACCCCAAUGUCUUACAUGGAAAGGAAUGUGAAAUUGCAAUUAAAGGACCACUAUAGGCACCCAGACCACUUCAGCUUAAUGAAGUGGUCUGGGUGCCUGGUCCAUCUAGGGUUAACCCUUUUUUCUAUAAACAUAGCAGUUUCAGAGAAACUGCUAUGUUUAUGUUAGGGUUAAUCCAGCCUCUAGUGGCUGUCUCAUUGACAGCCGCUAGAGGGCUUCCGCAUUUCUCACUGUGAAAAUCACAGUGAGAAGACGCCAGCGUCCAUAGGAAAGCAUUAUGAAUGCUUUCCUAUGGACUGGCUGAAUGCGUGCGCAGCUCCUGCCGCGCAUGCGCAUUCAGCCGAUUAGGAGAAGAGCUCCCCGCACGGCGCUGGAGAAAGAGGUAAGUUUAACCCCUUCCUCCCCCCAGAGCCUGGCGGAGAGUAUGUUUUCCUGGCACUAUAGUGGUCCUUUAAAUACAGCAGCUAUAAUGAUGUCGCCAAAGUAAAGCAACACUAAUACUGUAUUCUGAAGAGAGGCUAGGCCAAGUAGGUUGUUGGCUUGUUGUAUUCCUCCACAUUUGCUAACAAUCUGCUUUGAUUGGGAUUUUACACACGCCAAAUCUCCCCCAAUGCUUCUUUAAUACUUCUCCUGUGUAUUUUACAAACACUGAGUUUGUUUGCAUUGUCCAGAGGGCUAUCUUCCAGUCAAAUGUUCAAUGGUCAAUUAUUUGACUUGUGCAAUAAAAUGAUUUAGUGCUUCUGGCUUUGUUGUAGGGAUCGACCGAUAUUGAUUUUUUAGAGCCGAUACCGAUAAUCUGUGAACUUUCAGGCCGAUGGCUGAUAACUUUACGAUAUUCUGUACAUUUACCAUUUUGAAAAAAAAAAACUAUUUCUUAAGAUAAAUGAACAAAAUAUACAUGCCUCAUGUUGUGGAUGCAGUGUGUUUAGAUAGGGGAGCUGUGUGUUUGUCUGGUGGAUGCAGUGUAUUUGUGUAGUGUGUAUAUCAUGAAUGCAGGGUGUGUGUGUGUGUGUGUAGUGAAUGUGGUGGGUAGUGUGUGUGUGUAGUGAAUGUAGUGAGUGUGGUGGGUAGUGUGUGUGUUUCUGAAGGGUUGUAAUUUGUGCAAAAUUAUUUUAUUUUUAAUAUUUGUGUUUUAUUUUAUUUUUUGUUCCCCCUCCCUGCCUGUUUCCUGGCAAGGGUGGGGGGCUAUGGCAUCCCCUGGUGGUCCAGUGGCAUGUACUAAGCAGUGGGGGCCCGCAGCAACCUACUACUUACCUUUCCCGCAGCUCCCCUGGGUAAAUCUCGCGUGGCAACACUCUGACGGCUGCGGGACUCGUGAGAUUUACACAGGGAGCUGCUGGGAAGGUAAGUAACAGCUUGCUGCCGGCCCCCCCAGGACCGCCGGGCUUGUAAUGAGCCCAGCGGUCCUGGUCUGUAUUAUCGGCAAUAUCAGUAUCUCUAUUGGCCGAUACUGAUAUUGCUGAGAAUACCGAAUAUCAGCCGAUAAUCGGUCGAUCCCUACUUUGUUGCUUAACAUUUUUUGUGCAUAGUGUGUUACAAAGAAUGUUUGACUGUUGAUUAGCUACCUAUUUCCAUUCUGUCAUUAAUGUCAACAUACUUCACUGACUGGUACUGAUGCACACGUUGUCAGGUUUAACUUUUUGUUUUCCUGCUGGCAACCCUGUUAACUUCCAUGGAUAUAUUUAUUAGUACUUGACACACUUCAAUAACCAAAUGCAUUCUGCUUCUACUGUUACAUUGAUAUUCGUGACAAAAACGUGAGAGUUUAUCACGUGACCCAGUGCACCUAAUAAUGAACGGAUUGUUUUGUUUAAAACAAUCAGAUGGCAGAUCCUCCAUAUCUACUCGGCAUAUAAUUAUAGUUGUGUUAACUAGAAAACCAAAAAGAAACACAAAUAUUAUUGAAAUCACAUUUUGAAGUAUAUUGACAGUGCUCGUUUGUAACUGUAUUUAAUGUACAGUAAACUAAUGUAUGUUUUCUUAGUUCUGCACACUUGCCCCCUUUAACACGGCCUUUCAAGGACAUUUGCAUCUGUUUAUAAUUUAUUCCCUGAAGGAAUUCCUGUCUAGUGGCUCAUAGCUGUAAUUCUGCCAAGAAGAGCUCUUCAUCCAUUACUGGAGAAUAAGGCUGGAUGUACAUUCUUGCAUCACCCACAGCACAUUGGGUGAUGGAAUCAAAAGUUUUUUUUCUCUCUACUCCCUUUGCUUAUUAGCUGCAGAUCAGUCUUAAGCCUUAUAUUGGGGUAACUCAUGGGGUAAUGGAAUAGAGGAGACUGUUAAGAAGGUCCCUCUUGGCUGGUGGGUGGUUAAAGGAACCCCAUCUUAUUUUUUCCCCAUCCCCAAAAAUUGAUGAUUGGUUUCUCUUCAAAAUUGUAGAGGUGUACAUUUUCGUGAAAAGACAAAGGGAGAUCUAGGGGUUCAUUUUUCACAUUUCUAUUUCAAUUGGUUUUGCCUAAAUAUGCUAAAACUUCAGUUAUUGCCCGGCACCCGAGAAAGUUUUGAAUAGCUUGGUAGGUUCCUUAUGAGUACAUUAAAUCUUGCAUGUGUUAUCAAUAAAUGCAAAUAUUUUGGGGUUUUUGACUUCUGAAAACUUCUUCAUAUAACAUUCUAUCUCCUCAAAUGAUAACAUGAUUCUGGGUGAAUUAAUUGCCAUUAAAAACUGACUAAUUUUAAUAGGAAUGCAAUGUGAUUUAAAUAAUACUCUCAACAGGUGUGAGGGUAUUCAAAUUUGAAAUUGUGUGGGAGGGGGUAGUCUUAAAGAAAUGUCCAUCUAAUGAAAAGCCAAAGUAAUUUCUGGUCAUUAGGUACUUUUCUUUUUUUUUCCUUUUUCUUUUUUUUUACAUAUCUGAGUGCGUCUUACUUGACCUAUGCAAUAUAAAUGUGUACACAGUCUUGCUCUUUUAUUGUGUGUUAGUUCUUGAAGGCAUUAUGUAUUUCUGUUCUACACACUGUAUACUAGAUGUUGACUACUUAUUCCACUUUUUAUAUUUGACCUUAAUGUUUCUCAAUGGUCAGGUUUUAUUUUGCAGGUAGUUUUUAACUUGAAAUCGAUUUGUCCACGCUGAGCUAGUGCUUUACAAUGUAACUUCUCUAUUGUGAUAGUUAUUCAGGAUAUAAUACAGUUAUCAAUUUCUUUAGGUUGCUGCCCCACACUGGUAAACUUUAUAAUUUGUACUGUAUUUCCUUCUGUAGUUCAUUUAGCGAGCAGUUGAAAUAGUAUAUUCUCUGUGUGAGGUCCACAAUUAUAGUUUAUGUAGCAACGCUUUACAAUAUUAAAGCGGGAUUUUUGAAAAAAAGUGUUUUGUUUUGUUUUUUAAUUUUUUAUUGAGAUGGCAUACAACAAAUGAAUUACAUUGAUCAGCAACAACAUUAAAACCACUGACAGGUGAAGUGAAUAUCAUUGAUUAUAUAAUCACAACGAAAAUGGGCAAGUGAAAAGAUCUGAGUGACUUUGAUAAGUGCCAAAUAGUGAUGGCUAGACCACUGUUUCAGAGCAUCUCUAAAACAGCAAGUCUUGGGCGUUUUCUUGCAUGCAGUAGUUAGUACAUACUCAAAGUGGUGCAAGACGUGUUCAUGGGCAUUCAAUGCUCAUUGAUACACAUAGGUAAUGAAGGCUAGCCCAUCUGGUCCGAUCACACAAAAGAAAAAAAAAACUUAAUGCUGGCCAUGAUAGAAGGUGUCAGAACACACAGUGCACCUCCGUAUGCUGCAUGUGAGGUCAGUGUGCCCACGAUGAUACCGGUCUAACAUUGAAAGCACCUUCAAUGGGGACGUGAGUGUCAGAACUGUGUUCCCGAAUAGCAGUGACCUCUUUCAGCAAGGUAAUCCACACUGCAAGAAAUGUUCAGAAAUGGUUUUAAGAUCAUGUCAAAGAGCUCAAGGUGUUGCCUUGGCCUCCAAAUUCCCUAUAUAUCUGAUUGAGCAUCUGUGAGAUGUGCUGGGACAACAAAUCCCAUCCAAGGAGGCCCCACCUCUCAAAGGACCUGCUGCUAAUGUCUUGGUGCUAGUUACCACAGGACACAUUCAGGGGUCUUGUGCAGUCUAUGCCUUGACACAUCAGAGCGGUUUGGCAGCACAGGUGUACCUACAAGAUAUUAGGCAGGUGGUUUUCAUGUUCUGGCAGAUCAGUGUAUACAUCAUAGAUGUCAUCAGACACGCAAAUAGCCCUUUUCAAUUAUUUUGUAUUCCUAGCACUGUUGCUUCCCUUUAAAGGAACGCUAUAGUGUCAGAAAUACUAACGUGUAUUCCCGACAAUAUAGUUUUAAAAUUACAGUUUAGGUAUCAGGCCACCGUCUGCUAACUUUAAAGGGUCAUUCUGGACCCUUAAACACCUUUAGCUUGCUGAAAAUCUGUGUGAAGAGUGUGCCCUUUUUUUUUUUUUUUUUUAGUUUUCAAAAAGUGCAGAUUUCAAUAAAAAUUGAAUGAAGCAGUGUUUGCAUUCCUGCCUAGUGACACCUUUAGUGGCCGUCACUCAGACUGCCUCUAAAGUGCUUCCUAUCUCAAUGCUGCAGUGUGCAGCACUAACAUUCAGCGUCUACAUUACCUUUAGAGAUGCUUUAAUUCAAUGCAUCUCUAUGAGGAGAUGCUGAUUGGCGCAGGGUUUGGCUGCACAUGCACAAUAGCUUACCUAUGCUUUUCAUAGGAAAGUAUUAGGAAGCUAUUGUGCAUGCACUGCAAAACUUGAGAUUAUCUGCCUAGAGGCAGAACCAAGAGUAGCAAGACUGGCACAGAGUGGGAAAAAAAGGAGUAAAAUCACAAUUCCUAUGCAAUUGGAGGGGGGCUAGUCACCUAAACACGUACAUUUAAAUUAAGUCUAUGUCCACCCAACCUUUGUUAGAGCUGGAGUGGAUCGGCUUUCCUUGGGUUCCAAUUGCAUCCGGCUGGGGGAGAGUGGAGGCAGGAGAAAGAACUGUUGCACAACGCUUAGUAAUGCCGGAGAAGGAGGAGCCAUUGAGCGAUGCUUAGUGAUGCCAGGGCCAAAAUAUGACAUCAUAGUCUGUCCACUGCAUCAGCAAUUGCUGCGCGAAAGAGCAUGACGGGUAGAUCAUAGCUCCCUUGCUACCGGCCUCUUAGGGAACUAACACUCAUCCCAGACGACAGGACAAAAUUCCUGGUUAUCAUGGCGACCUGGUGCCUGGUUUUUGUAGAGCCCUGCUCUGUCCAUGUAACCUGAGCAAAAUAGUAGAGAAAUAAUUAGCUCUGUGAUCUUUGCUGCUGAUCUGGAGAAGUGUAUUAGUGGAAGCUUCCCAGUAUCUGUGCCAAAGUUAACCAAUACCCUCUGUGGGCAUAGCAUAGUUCUUAAAAUGAAAAGACAGCCAGGUGCUUGGUAUCCUGAGUGUAGGCAUGUGUGUCAAGUGGUGACGUAGAAGACCCAUUGAGUGUAGAGGCAGGAAAGCAUUGCUCCUUCAUUAAUUACCAAUACAAAAUGGCCUCCAGAGGCGUAUGCUAGGUCAGCAUCGAUACUUAAAACUUCCAGCAUAUUGGCGCUUCGAUCUCAGAAUUAGUGCAUGGGUCCAGUCAGAGCUAACUCUCACAUGCUGGGAAUGUUCAGAUACUAAUUGUCUUGAUAAAAAUUCUGCAAACACCUUGUAUAGUUGAGACAUGGUUGUUGACCUUUGACUUCGGGAUUCAGAAGAACAUGUUGAGAAUAUGCGUUGUCACCAUCCCACUCAUCAGCGCAAUUUGAUUGGAGGGAUGCCAUCAUAGCAUAGACUGGGAUAGCCCCUGCUGGUCCUACAGGAGACAGGGUUUGGGGGUGGAGCAACAGGGCACCAAUUGCACACUCAGAGAUUUGGGUUGCUCCAACUAGGGGGAGCAGCCGCCUCUCCUUCCACAAGUCUCAACAGGCCUCACAUCAUGCAGACUAAUUUCUGUGGUAACGUCAGAGUAUAAUUAACAAUAAAUAAGAUCAUUUCAAAAUGUUACAGGAACAGUAGGUUGAUGAGAACCUUGCUCGAAAGCGCUUACAAUCUACAAUCUGCUCUUUAUGUGGUGUGAUGAGUACAUUUUUCCAAAGAUUGAAUAUUUUGAUGCACACCAAUUUAAUUAGGGUAGAAUUGGAAGCAAUAUCCAAAACACUAAAGGGUUUAAAACCUGAAACCUCGGUUUACAAACGCUUCGGUUUACAAAUGAAAAUCCAUUAACUAAAGCCUCGGUUUACAAUUUUUUUCGCAGUACAAAGCAGUUUCCCUAGGAUGCAUUGCGCCUGGGAGGUUUAUAGCGCCACCCCCAUGCAUACUGGAAUCUGUUGGUAGCACGUGGCUUAGAGUGUGGAGGUGUUGGAGCGGCUUUUGCAUCGAGUUUUGGAACUUUUUUUGUGCAUUUCUCAAGUGGUGGAAAGGUAGGGAGCUACCAUGAUUUCCCCAUGGGACCCGCGAGACAUCGCUUGAUAAAGUCGGGGGGUUCCCACGACAAGGGAAACUCCUACAAUAAACAGCAAAUAUAAGUCAACACAAGACGACUGACACAACCGAACAUUGAGACACCACAUCACCCCCACCCAAAGGGGGAAAACACUCCAGACACACCACACAAUUACCGCCCACAAGGAAGCAAGACGACAGAGGCAACUAAACACACCACUGAGCAUCCCCCCCCCCCCUUUUAGAAUGGCAUCGCCUCAUAAUUGAGGAAGGGACGCAGACUCAGAACGAGAGGGUAGAUGACCCAGGAGAGAACCCACAACAUACCUAGGCACCGCUGAAGUUAGGGAAAGGGCAGACAGACCUGGUGCAAGACUAUAGGACCCAGUCCCGCAAAACAAACCCCUCUCUCACUCCCCACGUUAGAGGACGUGACCUGGGACCUACCGCACUAUUAACCAUUUGAUUGGGGAUCAACUAUAGAACCCAUUUGCCCUUAAUGUUGUGGGCCAGCAACCCUCCGCUUACAAUAACGCUAUAUAAAGAUGCACCUAAAACCUGUGGUACUCAUGUAAGAUGCAAUUGGAGACCUGCGAGUCUCACUGACAAUAUCUGCACUGCUUUCUGUUACUAUCUGAACUGCUAAUAAAAACUAUAUUUACAAAAAAAGAAAGGUAGGGAGCUGAGCUUGGUUGUUUGCGUGCCUUUUACGGUGUAUUCUGCAUUGUGGGUUGGUUUCCAUGCCAGCUCAUUUUUACUUUUUUCUGACCUCCAGAACGGAUUCAUUGGUUUGCAAUGCAUUCCUAUGGGAAAUCGCGUUUCGGUUUACAAAUGUUUCGCAAUAAGAAAUGUGAGAACGCAUUAACCCCUUAAGGACCAAACUUCUGGAAUAAAAGGGAAUCAUGACAUGUCACACGUCAUGUGUCCUUAAGGGGUUAAAUUCAUAAACAGAGGUACCACUGUACUUAAAGUAACUGGCCAGAAAGUAGAAUGUAUAUGUAAGUUUUAAUUAAUUCCAGACACACUACAAAUGAUUCUGCAUGUUCCCUUUAUAUGAUCGUUUUCUUAGAACUUUCGAUUCUGUGAUGGAGUACCCAGUUUCAAGAGGUUCAUUAUCGAUAGAUUUAUUACUGAACUAUUGAUCUAGGGAAAAUGCAUCUGAAUUUUCCCUUUUCACCAAUGCCUAUGUCCCCUCCCCCCCUCACUUUAUGAAAGGAGAGUUCGUGUCUUAGCAGUGUUAGUGUGUUUUUCCUUCAAGCUAAAAAAUCGUUAGCUGUAAAAUCAUAUCUGCUUUUAAAUAUUCGUGACCAUCAAGAAUGGAGAAUUUGGUGUUCCUUAACAUGUUUAUUUGGGAUUAUUGGCACACGUCUGCAGGAUAAUUGGGGCUUAAAAAGAGAAUCAAUUGUGGCUUAUGCCUUAGUCUUGCUUGUCAUUGUAUCUGGUAUAUUGAACAAUGUAUCAUUUAUUCAUUAAAUGGUCCUGCGUUUUUAGCAAUGAAGCUAAUGACUGCAUUGGUGAACGUUGCUCUGAAUCUGAGUAUUCACCAAGAUAACACCCAGCGACAAUAUGAAACAGAGAGGAACAAGAUGAUUGGCAAGAGAGCCAAUGAAAGACUGGAACUGCUACUACAGAAAAGGAAAGAGGUAAGACAUUGCACAAUAUAGCAUUCUAACAACAUAUUGUGUCUUAGGACUUUACUGAAAAAAAAUAUUUUGUUCUCAACAAUUACAGAAAAGGUGAAAAAAAUAUUUUGUUCUCAACAAUUACAGAAAAGGCUGGCAGAGAAUUAUAAGUAGUCUAGUUCAUAAACAACAUGACGGGAGUCAUCACUGAUUUACACUUUCUUUAACCCUCUUUGGCCUAUUCUCAAAAAAGUGUAUUCUAUACAUGUAUACGAACUGAAAAGCUGAAAUAUUCUAGAGGGCUGGGUCAAUAUUUAGGCAAAGACUAUUUGCUUUUUGAGACCAUUAAAUUUCAUUUAUUUGGUAGUGCAGUUUGUUUUUGCCAAUAGAGAUAUAUAUUUAUCUAUCUUCAGGCUGCCUUUUGGUUUAAUAUUGGAGUCCCUGCUUUAAAGUGUCAGCUAGUUCUGUAGAUGGAAACACCAUGGGAUAAAAACAUGUUUAGUUCUCAGUCGAUACUUGGAGUUUGAUUCAUGCCCCUAUUACUAUCAUAUUACUAUGAUUGCUAACGGCUACUGUUUUAGGCUAUAGUAGGUAAUUCAUUUACCAUGGGAGAUCAGAGCAUUUGUGAAAUCUAGACAGGUGUCUCAUGGUUUUCUGUCUGUAACAAACAGUGAUGUGCAACCAGAUGUUUAAAAUGCUUGACUGACAUCCACAAGCCAGUUGCUGCAAAAUAGUGUUUUGUACGUACGUUUGUAUGUCACAUUCUAAGAGACUGUACAAAGGAUGUGAGAACCAAGUCUAAUACAAACUGUAUAAGAAAUGCCUGCUGAAUGUAUCUUUUUACUGAACUGGUUGGUAUAUGCACUGGUUUUUCAGAAAAUACCAUGAACCGUCUCAAGCUCUUUGAAUAUCCUUGUAGGAAAAUUUCUUUCUCUUGUAGUUUAUCCUGUAAAUUGCUUCUUUUUUUCCCCCAUAUGUACUUGUCAGCUUAGAUUGGUCUGAAUUUUCUCAUGGCAUAAAUGGAAGGAUGUUUUGUUUAAUAUUUAAUAAAGUAGCAGUAUACAGUCAAAUCUUUUUUUUGUAACUAGUAUUGCAUUAUCUAAUAGUAUUGGAAUAUCUGCUACCUACUUGUCUCAUUCAAUCUAUUUCUCACACACCAUUCUAAUGUAGUAAAAUAACCAAAAAUAGUCUAACCACUCAGGGUGGUGGGUGUAUGUAUGUAUAGAGAGAUGUUUUGUGUCUGUUUUUUCAAACACCGCUCCACCUAUCCCAAAGAAUAAGUGGAAAUGCUCUGUAAUUCCUUGGUUAAGCUGUGAUGUGAGUGCGGCGUGUAGGCAUUGCAUGCAAACUUUGGGUAAAAUUGACAUAGCCAACCCAGAAACUAUACCAAAAAAAGUGUAUAUAAGUAAAAAUUCCCUUGUAUAACAAAUAAUGGAGUGCUAAAUUUAAAUAUAAUAGUGCAAAUUAGAGGAAUAAGUAUACCUCUUUAUAUGUAGAUAAAACAUAAACAAAAAAGUAAAAAAAUACAUAGUGUAGAUGGUACCAAUAUAAUGACAAAACAAAAAGCAGGGUAAGGAAUACUCACAUGAACCUGAGUCUAAUAUGUAUGGUUCAGUAUUUGCGCCUUAAUGCUCUUAACCCCUUAAGGACACAACUUCUGGAAUAACAAGGAAUCAUGACGGAAUAUUUCCAUCAUGUGUCCUUAAGGGGUUAAGGUUGAAUUUUACCUCUCCUCUUGGAUGGUGUUCUUCCAAAUAUCAAAAACAGAAAACCAUAGAAAGCAAUCAUGUAAUAUUGCCACAUAAAGUUUAAAAAAAGCGGAAAAGUUAUGCAGUUUCAAUUACCUACGGUAGCUCAGAGCCUAUCAAUCUCUGUAUAACUUGGUGUUAAUUAUUGAUGGAGUGACACUACCCAAACAGUGCUACUGGAACUUGAUGACUCAGAUAGGACUGUAAAGUGCUACAGCUUGUUUUUAUUAUAAUUAUUAAAACAAAUUAAGUUAAUACAUCCUAAAACAAUGUAUGUAAACAAUAUAUAAUAUAUUGCAGUUAUGCAUAAUAGCCCUGCCAAGACGCAUUUUUUUUGUGAGACAUUAUCAGUUGGCAAUGUACGAGUUCCAGUUCUCGAUUCCAAAUUUAAAACACAAAUUGUGUUUUAUUGUGUAAAGAGUUUAAGCGCUACUUACACACUUUGUUCUCUGCGAGGAAACUUUUAUUAACCCAGAAACAUUGACUGACUAGUUGAUUGACAAGAGACAUGACAAUGCAAUCCAAUUAAAAAUGUCAAAUAUCUUGAAUUAGGUAAGAUGUAAAAAUAAAACUUUGCACAGACUAGGUCGUUGUACUUAAAACCACACCAGGAAGCUGAAGUGUUUAGGUGCUUAACUUUUUUUAAUUUUGGAAAGUGUCAGAUUGGAUUUUUUUUUUUUUUUUUUUCAUCAGCACUUGUAUUUCCCUCUUUCUCAUAUAUCCAUGCUACUUUUGCUUUCAGCUCCAAGAAAACCAAGAUGAAAUUGAGAAUAUGAUGAAUUCUAUCUUCAAGGGUAUCUUUGUUCACAGAUACAGGUAAGUCAGUAUUUUUCUAUAUGUUCUUUUACAUGUACAAAAACCGUUGGCGUGUUGUGUUUUAUUUAUCGACAACUUAUGAGUGUAGGUUGUACUUUACAUGUUAUAUUAAGUAACUGCAAUUUUGUGCAGACAGUACAUUUGAUCUAUACCUAAUUGAUUUUCCCUACUGUCAUUGAGCUGGUACAGAAAGUUAGGAACAAAACCAUUUUUAAUCUACAGGCUGUUAUUUUGGUGCGAUGUAAAAUCAAAAUUUAAGGCAGUGUUAAAAACAAAUCAAACAGUGGUAUUGUUUUGCAGGUUCUAACACUUAACCCAGAAUCUUCUAUCACCAUCCAUUGUCUUCACCUUCAUUUCCAUCCUUCCAAAAUAAGUCCUAAUCACUUUCCUAACCCCAUCACAAAAUCACAAUCCUCUCAGGGUCAUGAUAUCAGUACUUCCCCAGUGCCUGAAGAUUAGGAGAUCUCCAUAUAGCAUAAGGUCUGUCAAACCAAUAAUGCGCUGCUGAGGUCAAUCAGGGUUUGAAUACAUGAUCUCCCUUCCCAAUACAUGUAAUGCAUGAAUUGCAUACCAGCAGUACUAUCUCUUGUAAAAUUAGGAAACUGACACACAUGGUACUUAUAGUGUAUAGAGGGAAAAUAUCUACUGUCUAACCAUUUAUUUAUAAUCUAUUUCUUUAAAGGGAUGCCAUUGCUGAGAUAAGAGCAAUCUGUAUUGAAGAAAUUGGAGUGUGGAUGAAAAUGUACAGCGAUGCUUUCCUAAAUGACAGCUACUUAAAAUAUGUGGGUUGGACGCUACAUGAUCGGGUAUGUUUAGAAAAUGUGACUAGAUCUGCAGAGUAUCUCUCCCUCCUCCAGUUUAAAAUAUUGAGGCUAAUAUUAAGUUGUCUAAGUAUUAUGUAGUAUGUUGUCUUCAAGUAAAAGGUUUAACUAAUACUUUACUUCAUAUUGAAAAUCUGGUGAAAAUAUAACAAAUCAUUUUUUUAUUUCAGAGGAGUCCAAAUGUUUUUUUGAAGAUUACCUAAAUAUUUUUAAUGCAAUAAUUUUGUUUUGUUUUCCAUGACCUGCUUAAAUUGUGUGACCAUCAUAUUUAUUAUUGCUUCAAAUUUAAACAAUUUCCGUGCCAAGUUAAAAAUAAUGACCUCUUUGUAUAAUUGUAUCUGACUUAAGGCUCUGCUUCCUCAUUUCUUUCCUAUUUUAGCAAGGGGAGGUGAGAUUGAAAUGUCUGAAAGCUCUUCAGAGUCUGUACACCAACAGAGAGCUCUUCCCAAAACUGGAACUCUUCACCAACAGGUUUAAGGUAUGCUGGAGAAUCAGGAGUGGUGAAAUUUACACUUUUACAAGGAUGCAUGCUUGUUUGCAAAUCAGUCGUUGUUUACAUAGGAAUAAUCCUAUGUAUUUCCAAUAGACUCUGGCACGUCAGAAUGGCUAUGUACUCUGUAAUAGGCAUGCCCUUACAUGUGGCAUGGCGGGUGGGGGCCUGAAGGAAGAUUUGAAUCUCCCUUAUACGAAAUGUGGAUCAUAUUGACCCCCCCCAUUGGCCUAGAAUAUUUAGUCUCUCACUCACCUUGAGGCAUGGGUUGAUUUCGUAAGCUUUGCUCCGCACCUGCUUCUACUUUUUAAAUCAAGUUGCAAGGAAGAAGCUGGUAUUUUUAGCAUUAUCAAUUUUAUCCAAAUUUGGACAACAUAAAAUGACGGAGUAUGUGAGCGGAUAAAGGGCCCCUAUCAGUUAGUUAAGAUUAGAUGGGCCGAAUGGUUCUUAUCUGCCGUCACAUUCUUUGUUUCUAUAGGUUAAAAUGCUCAAAUGGAUUGACAAAGAUCUGUGGCAGAACUCCAGGUGCUCACUGGCACUUAUAAACAUUACAGUGGGCUACAGUGAUAAGGGUGUUUAUAGAGCCCUUUCAAAAAAUAUUUUCAUCCUAAUAGAACAAUACAAACUUAACAGUGUGUGUGCUGGGGUGAUUUGUUUUGAAAGUACAGUUGAUCCUUUUUAUUGCUUCAUAAACCAUGUGCAGGCACGUAUUAAUAUAUAAUUAUCAUAUUGUAGAUAAAAUACAAAUAUGGCUGUAAUAAAAAAUGGUUUGCUGCCAGCACUAAUUACACCCCAUAAUCGUGCAAGUAACACAUGCACUGCUUUUUAUUUGCUGGCAUCUUCUAGGCAUAGUGUAAAAUUAAACAAACACUUAAGCAUGAUAAAAUAUAUAUAAGAUUUUUAAGGCAUUUAUGCUUGCUUGUUUCAGCCCCUGUCCGUGGUACUGAGUGGUAACCGAACCAAUAAUUUAAUAUCGCUAAAAUGGCUUUAGAAAUCUCCAUAUAGCAGUUUAACAUGAAUUUCUAAUAGCAGUACUACAGUAAUUUCUACAGUAAAAUGGUGCUCAUAGCACUUUCUGAGGGUUUUUGGGACUUUUGUCCUGCCAGCCUCUGAUGAGGUGUCUCAGGACCUCUUUAUAUUUGUCCUUACAUAUUCUGUUGAUUAAAGUCCUUAUCACAUGUUAUCCUCAGGGGAUUAAGUCUUUAGGCAGCUGAUUCAAGCCUUUACUAGUCAGCCUUAUUUCGGGUAUCCGACCAGAGCUUCUACUAUAAAUAAGCUUUUCUCUUAUUUCAGAAUAUGCUUUCCCAAAGAGGUUAGCAGAAAAAACAAUAUUAAGCUAAAAAGGAUUACUGAAUAGAAUCGGCCCUCUGUGUGGGUUUUGGUUUCACGUGGUAAUUUUAAUGGAAAAUAUAAGCACACACAGUCGCCACAUUCUCACAACAUUCCAGUUCCAUCAUGUGAAUGUUAGAGAAGCUUAGUUUUUUUUCAAUAUAUAUAUUUUUGUCAAGUCCUAUGCUUUACUCUUUACUAUUUUCUUCCAACUGAGUUUACUACAAGGAUAUAAUUAAAUUUUUUUUUUUUUUUAACGGGAGGGGUUGGGUCUUUAGAAAAGAGUGAGUAGUUUUUGAGGUGUACUGCACGUCUUAAAUAUCUGUCCAGGACAAUGGAGUUCAGAACUGUAACAUGAAGCCCACGUAGUAAGACACUGCCAAUGACACAUUGUAUGUAGACAUUCUGUUAAAAAGCAUGAAUUGAUAGGUUUUAAUAUACAUAUAAAGUGUGGAUUCAGCGCCCCCCAAUGGCUGGACUGAUGUUUGCACACAGACUGGACAUAUAAUAUGGAGUAAUAUUUGCAAGUUAUACAGUACUUUUUUUUUUCUAUACUCAAAUAAGUAUUAUUAUUAUUAUUAUGUUAUUUAUAUAGCGCCAUCAAAUUCCGCAGCGCUUUACAAUGGGUGGACGAACAGACAUGUAGUUAUAACCAGACAAGUUGGACACACAGGAACAGAGGGGUUGAGGGCCCUGCUCAAUGAGCUUACAUGCUAGAGGGAGUGUUAGACUAGUGACAGUUGCAGAAGAGGAAUCAGUCAGGAGCUAUUAACAGUUUAAUUGAUACGCUUUUAUGAAGAAGUGGGUUUUUUUAACGAUUUUUUUGAAGGAGUGGAGACUGGGUGAGCAUCUAACGGAGGAGGGAAGCGAGUUCCACAGGAAUGGUGCAGCCCUCAAGUAAUCUUGAAGGCGAGCAUCAGAGGUGGAAGUACGGACAGAAGAUCGAUGUAAGUCUUCAGCAGAUCGUAGGGGCCUAGACGGGACAUACUUGUGCAUAAGGGAGGAUAGAUAGGUGGGGGCAGUAUUAUGUAGCGAUUUGAAAGCAAGAACCAGAAUUUUAAAUUGAGCUCUAUAUUUUAUAGGAAGCCAAUGUAGGGACUGACAGAAGGGUGAGGCAUGGGAGGUGCGGGCGGACAGGAAGAUGAGCCUCGCUGCCGCAUUCAUUAUGGACUGUAACGGCGCAAGUUGGGAGCACGUAAGACCACUGAGAAGCGGAUUACAUUAGUCAAGGCUAGAAAGGACAGUGGAAUGGACCAACACCUUAGUCGCAUCUGACGUUAAAGGACCACUAUAGUGUCAGGAAAACAUACUCGUUUUCCUGGCACUAUAGUGCCCUGAGGGUGCCCCCAUCCUCAGGGUCCCCCUCCCGCCGGGCUCUAGGGUGAGGAAGGGGUUAAACUUACCUCUUUCUCCAGCGCCGGGCGGGGAGCUCUCCGCCUCCUCUCCCCCUCUUUGGCUGAAUGUAAAUGCACGGCAAGAGCUGCGCGUGCAUUCAGCCACUCUCAUAGGAAUGCUUUCCUAUGGACGCUGGCGUCUUCUCACUGUGAUUUUCACAGUGAGAGGCACGCAAGCGCCUCUAGCGGCUGUCAGUGAGACAGCCACUAGAGGCUGGAUUAACCCUAAUUCUCUGAAACUGCUAUGUUUAUAGAAAAAAGGGUUAAACCUAGCUGGACCUGGCACCCAGACCACUUCAUUAAUCUGAAGUGGUCUGGGUGCCUAUAAGUGGUCCUUUAAGUAGGGGCGGAUGCGCGCAAUGUUUUUGAGAUGGAAAUGACAGGAUUUGGCGAUAGUUUGAACAUGAGGCUUGAAGGAGAACACCUAGGCAGCGAGCUAAACAAAUGAGUUUACCAAGGGAGGCAGUAUAGAUGGAGAACAGUAGGGGACCAAGGACUGUAAAAUAAUUGCACAUUUAUGCAUCUACAAAUUGAGAGUGACCCAUAGAAGAAGACCAAUAAUACUUCAAUAUAUGUGGUAUAGCUAAACCUUAUCUACUGCCCAUGACUGGAAUACAGAUGCACAGUACUUAAGCCAUGGUGCCCAUAUUUCCUCAUAUGUGUUUAAUUUCCCCAACAAUGCCAAUGCAUCUCUUCCAGCAACCUGGUGAUCUCAACCCUUCUUAUCCACUGUUCCCUGGUGGGAGAUCCCUGUAAAUUUCACCAAGUUGUUAUUAGAUCCUUGGCACCCAGUGGAGAGUUUGACUUUUUUGAAAAAAUGUUUGGCUUCCCCAGGUGGAUCUAUGAGGGGGAAAGUAUAAAUUAGUGGAGAGGUUUACACACUAUUCUAAAUUACUUAAUGUCUUUACAACCCCACCAGAUGUCACUCACAGCUGGGACAAUUGAGUGUAAGAACUCAGGGCUUCUAUAUCACCUAAUGAUAAUUUUGUAGGAAGACUCUUGUGUUUGGAGACUAAUCAUUGAGGUAAUUACCAUGCAGUAGAUAUGUGUCCAGUUCCUAAGGUACAAUUGUAUGUGAAGCUCUGUUUCCCAUGUUCUUUGGUAAAAGGGAUGUCGUUGGAUUAAUGCGUAUAUACUAGAUAAUGGCCUUCAAAAAGUGGUUCAGUUAAGAGAAACUGGGUAAUUCUAGUAAAGUGGGAGUCCUGUCCCUCAAAAUGUCAGAAAUCUUAGGGGCUUUAUUCUCGAUUAGAAUAGAGGACAAAAAGUACAUUGUGUAGUUCCCACCAAUCUAGUCAGUAGUGCGGUUUGACUGCCUCCUGCUGGCAAUGAGAGAUUUUUUAUAAUAGGCAUCAACAGUGAGAUAUCUGUGGAUAAUUGCAUAAUGGAGCAGAAUUUCCUCCAAAGUGGUAGAAUGAGCCCAAUUAAAGGGCGACGGUCCCGCCUAUAUGUAGUUAGAGGAGAUGCCGUUCAAUUUAGUGAAAAAUUGUGGUAGAGCUAUAAUUUUCUAAAUCUCCUAUCUCCCUAAGUUGUUUGUUGCAGAGUCCACAAGAGGGACGCAAUUUGCUCUAUACAGGUCCGCUACUGUCAAUGUCAGGUGGACUCCUAAAUAUUCAAUCCCAGAGGUUGCCCAUUGAAACUUAUAGGAAUUUAACAGCGAGGUUCGUACAUAUAUGGGCACAGCUAAUCCCAAGAUUUCACUCUUCUAAUUUACCUUAUUGUUGGAGAGGGCGCCAUCUCUUCACUGACAUCCCAUGGGACUGACUUGGAUUGGGGUUUGAGAGCAGUAUAUCAUUAGCGAAGGCUUGUACCUUUUAUCUUCACCCGCGGGUAUUGUACACCUGAUAUCAUCUGAUUUUCUCCUGUUUGCAAACCGCGUUCCCUCACUAAUACAAACAGUAAGGGAAAGAGUGGGCUUCACUGCCUGGUACUGUUACUAGUUAAAGGAUGGGAAAAACUGUCCAUUAAGAUUGACCUUUGCCUAGGGGUUUGUAUAUAGCCCUCCAUCAACUGCCGAAAUAUAGCCCCAACUCCUAAACCGCAAAAAGAUAAGACCAGUCCAAUCUGGCAAAAGCAUGGCAUUGGUAGGAGUAAUAGUUUAGUGACGUUAGCCCUGUGAAUUAUGUUAAUAAUAUUGGUAGUAUUGCCACAUGCUUCUCUGCUUGGGAUGAAGUCAGAUUGGGUAAAGUGGAUUAGUACAGGCAGGAGAGGCUUGAGACAAGAGUGAACAGUUUAGCAAAUAGCUUCAGGUCGGUUCUGAUGAGGGAUAUCGAUCUAUAGCUACUGCAUGUAAUAGGGUCAUAACAAGCCUUUGCAACGAUCACACCAUUUUAUAAUUUAUUUUUUUUGUUCCAUAUCUUGGAUGUCUGUGUGUGUGUAUUUUCUAUCGAUUAAUGUAGAGAUAUAUAGAAUGUUUUGAUAUGUGUAGGUAUUGGAACUGUUUGAAAUAUUUAUUUAAUCAAAGUAGUAACUAACAGCUCAAUUUAAUAAGCUUUCUGAAUGAUUCAAUACCGUUACAAAAAUGUCCAAAUUAUUUAUCUGCAUAAAUUCCCAUAGACUUUAGUGAUGACUUCUGUGGAUAAAUGACUUGGAAACUAUUCUAAUCGUAUUGAAUCAUUUGGAAAGAUUAUUAAAUUGAGGCCCAAGUGUUAAUUGGCUGUGUAAAUCCAUUAAUGGCUGAGGUCAACCAGUGCUAUAGUUUUAUGUAAUGUAAAUUGGCACUCGUAUUUUCCUUCUUGCCCAUGAAAAUUGGUAGUUGUUACUGUUAAAGAUCUUCGUGCCCUAAAUUCAUGCAUUUAUGGUUUUCUGUUCCAAUUAAUUUCUUUAAAUAGUUCAGUGUCUGACACUGGUCUUAAUUGUAGACUUGAACCAGGGAAACAGCUGUGGUUUUAUUUCGGUUUUGAAAUAGAAUUUUCUUUAUCCUUUUGUGCCAACAUUACUGUAAAAGGUGCAAAAGUUUGUAAGUGCUUUACAUGGUGUCUUUGAUCGUACCUUUUCUUCAUAAUGUAUUAAGAAAUAUCCCAAAAGGAUCCCCUAAUGUUUCCUGCUCUAUCAGAAAUAAGAUGGGUAUGAUAUGGUAGGUUUAUAUAUAGUUCAUAAUUAAACACAAUUUAGUAGCUACGCAACACAUACUGGUAUGUAAAAUAAUGCAGCAAUGACUCACCAUGUCACCAGUAUCUCUGCUGGAAAACUAUGUAUUAUGUGCCCAGGUCAAUGACCUGUAAAUCUUGACUUUCAAUAUAUCAAAUGAGAAAAACAAAUCGUAAUGGCUACGAGGGGAGUACUGGAUGAAUUACUAAAUGUGCAUGGACACAUACCUAAUAAAGAAUUGGCAAUUAGCAAACAUUUCUUUAUUUCCAUGUGUCUUAUUUUUUUGGUGAUAUUUGAGAUGAAGUAUGUGUAAUGAUAUAUUCUUGUUUUUAUGAUAUCUGCAAUUGCUUUUUUACCUAAAUUUUCCUUUUCACUUUUCCAUGUUCUUCGCGAUAACAUUUUGAGAUCACUUAUUGAAACCAUAACACUAUAGUGUCAGACCCCACCUGUAAAAAAGCAUUUUACUUUUCUCCCCUCACAGCACCGGUCUAUGCAGGAAACUCGCCUUGUUGCUGAGAUCAUGGAAAUCAAGGAUCUCUGCAAAUCCAAUGUUUUUCCAUGGCAGAAUAGCUGCGGGGUUAAAACAGGGGAAGGACAGGGUAUCCACACCAUUUUUUUUUUUCUUCUCAGUGAAGUGGUCUGAGUGCCAUGUCCCUGUCAUUUUGAAGACUGCAUGUGAAAACAUUGCUGUUCUGCAGGAUUAAAAUGCAUUGCCGGUUUUAAAUGCAUUUCUAACGUUGCUGCUGUCACUCUGUGAGCCACUAGAGAUGCUAUCAUACAAAUAGAUGAGUGAAACUUGUAGAGACCAUGUGAUUAGUGCUCGUGUGUGACAAAACACUGCUCUGCAAGUCUCCCAAUUCGAUCCUAUGGGAAAGCAUUGGGUUGGCUGAGGUGGGGGUCACCUAACUGGUUAGCAGGGCACUAUAGCGUUGGGAAUACACAUAUGUAUUCCUAACACUACAGAGUUCCUCUGAAGUGCGAUUCUAAGCAACACAACUUCUACAAUUUAGAACCAGUUUAAUAUAAACUGGUCCUCUUCCAAGUCCUCACAAAAUUCUUCUUAGCCGCAUUAAUAACUCAGAAUUUAAAUGUUUGCCUGGACAGCAGUGAUUGGCUGUAGGUGCUCAGGGAGUGUUUCUAAAUGGUUGACUUUAAAGGGGCAAUUAAGGCACCGUAGGUACUGCAAUAAUGAAGUGGUUAUGGUGCCUGAUGUCCCCCAGCACUUUCUUGGCUUCAUGGGGUAAUACGUUUUUGAACAGGUUGUUACAGUAGUUGUUUCCCCAGGCAGCCUUUUGCUGCACUGACUAGUGCAGAAGCAUUAGCCCAAGCAGAGAAAGGGGUGAAGAAUGUGUUGAGUUAAAAGGGUCAGCUGCCCAUUGCAAGUAAUUGUACGUACAAUUUUUAAUCUUCUCUAAAAUGAUGAGCGACCAGUGAUAGGCUGAGAGAAACAGCUGACUUUCAACCUGUGACUGCCGCCCCUUCGCUGCUCAGUUUCCCCCAUUAACCAGAGCAGUAAAGGAGUGUGAUAGUGAAAAAAAACAAUAGUUUGAGAAAAGGCAACCGUUUGAGUCUAAAUUGAAUAUUCAUGGUAUGCUGGAGGACUCUAUUUUUUAUAUCAAAGAAUAUCACAUGGAGAUGUUUUACUAUGUAUCUAGUAUCAGUUAAACAAGUGGUUAAACCCCUAGUUGGGAUUCCAUAAUGAGUCCUCAUGCCAGCUUAGUAGGUCCCCUCUGGUUGAUGCAGCACCUAAUAUUUAUCAGGUCUCUAGGCAACUGCCCACAAUACGUUGUAUUUUGUAGCAGUAAGGUCUUUCCUAGCACAUCAGUCAGUUCAGCUAAUGUUAAUUAUGUUACACAUGAAGUAGAAGAAUUGUUCCCAGAUCAGAUAGUUCAGUUGAAGACCGGAUCACUAAACUGAUGUCAUGUAUUGAAUUUGCCUCUGACACAAAAGAUAAGAGCCAGGGAGUUAAAUGAUAGCAGCAUAGUUCUUAUGCUCACUAGAUCAUUGUUUACUGAUCUGCUUCAUUUAUUCUUCAUUAUUGCUUAACCUUCCAGAUCACACAAGAUUAUCACACUGGAAACUUUAAAGCGUACACACAAUAUAAUUUCUCUACUGUACCCAUCCAUGCUGCUGCUACAUUGUAUGCUUUGAGCAGCUUACCGGGUAUGAAUCUUUACAUUAUUAUUAUUAUUAUUAUUAUUAUUAUUAUUAUUACUGGUAUUUAUAUAGCACCAGUAUAUUCUGUAGCGCUUUUCAAUUUUAUCAAAUGGGGAGAUUUAACAAUAAAUGAGACCAUUACAAAAACUUACAGGAACAAUAGGUCGAAGAGUGCCCUGCUCAAACAACCUUAGUCUAUAGGAGAUGGGGCGUAAAACCAAACAGGACAGGAGGUAGCAAUCAAACAAGGUGGAGUGAAGCAGAGCUGGAGGAUAGAAAAGAGUGCUGCCCUUUAGGAAAGCGCAAGAGACAGGUAUGUUAGGUAGAGGUUACUCUGGGAGGCCAUAAGCUUUCCUAAAGAGAUGGGUCUUGUGGCACUUUUUAAAUGAUUAAAGGGAUACUCCAGGCACCCAGACCACUUCUGCCCAUUGUAGUGGUCUGGGUGCCAACUCCCACUACUCUUAACCCUGCAAGGUAAUUAUUGCAGUUUAUAAAAAAACUUCAAUAAUUACACUCGCAGGGUUAACUCCUCCUCUAGUGGCUGUCUAGUAGACAGCCACUAGAGGACACUUCCUGGUUUCUAGCACAGGAAACCUGUGCUAGAGCUUCACUGGACGUCCUCACGCUGUGUGAGGACCUCCAGUGUCGCUCAUUUCCCCAUAGGAAAGCAUUGAAAUACAUUUUCAAUGCUUUCCUAUGGGGUGCGCUAAUGCGCAUUCGCGCAGCAUUGCCGCGCAUGCGCAUUAGGUCUCCCCGGCCGGUGGGCGGGAUCAGUCUCGCCCACCGGCUGACGCAAUGCACCCCUUCAGCAACCGGGGAUUGGCGGGUGGGAGGGAGAGGGGAUCUGCAGUGCCAGGAAAACGGAUUGUUUUCCUGGCACUGGAGUUUCCCUUUAAAGACUAAGGGAGAGCUUGAUGGUCGUAUGCAGGCUAUUUCAAAUGAAAGGAGCCGCCUGCGAUAAGUCCUGCAAGCGUGAGUUGGCUGUAUUGGUGCGAGCAGUAGAAAGGAGAAGGUCAUGGGCAGAGCGGAGAGACCCAGAAGGGGCAUACCCGUGGAUCAGUGAAGAAAUAUAGGAGGGGCUAGAAUUAGUCGGUGCUUUAUAGGUGUGGAUUAGUGCCUUGAUUUGACUCCUGUAGGAUACAGGAAGCCAAUGUAAGGAGCGACAGGAAAGUAAAAUCUGUCUAGCUGCAGCAUUCAUUACAGACUGUAGGGGGCAAUAUGACUUGUGCAUUGACAAGCUCCUUAGUAGCAUCUUGUGUAAGAAAGUGGCGGAUGCGCGCUAUGUUUUUAAGGUGGAAUCUACAGGAUUUGGUAACAGACUCAAUGUGAGGCCAGAAUCAAGUAUAAUGCCAAGACAGCGCGCUUGCAAGGUUGGACUGAUGUGGGUACCACUCACUUGAAUGGGAAGUGAAAGAGGGGGAUCAGUAUAAGGAGGAGGAAAGACCAGGAGUUUAAUUUUAGAGAGAUUGAGUUUCAAAAAGCGGGAGGACAUCCAGUCAGAGAUGGAAGAAAGGCAAGCCGUGAAAUGUUGCAGGACAGCAGGGGAGAGGUCCAGGGAGGAGAGGUAUAUCUGGGAGUCAUCAGCAUACAGGUUGUAUUGGAAUCCAAAUGAGGUAAUAAGUUUGCCAAGAAAGGCAGUAUAAAGAGAAAAUAGAAGCAGACCAAGUACAGAGCCUUGGGGGACUCCAAGAGAGACCGAAGGGAGGAGGUAUAAUUAGAAAAGGAGACACUAAAUGAGCGUUGGGAGAGAUAGGAGGAAAACCAAGAGAGGACAGUGUCACAGAGACAGAGUGAUUGAAGACUUUGGAGAAGGAGAACAUGGUCAAUAGUGUCAAAGGCAGCAGAGAGGUCAAGAAUAAUUAGUAUAAAGUAGUGCCCUUUGGAUUUAGCUGCGAUUAGGUAGUUAGUGACUUUCAUAAGAGCAGUCUCCGUAGAGUGGAGGGGGCGGAAGCCAGACUGAAGAGGAUCAAGGAGAGAGUUGGAAUUGAGGAAGCAAGUCAGACGGGUAAGGACGAUUCUUUCCAGAAGCUUUGAGGAAAAAGGGAGCAGGGAUAUGUACGAUGGUUAGAAGGGGAGGACGGGCCAAGAAAUGUUUUGUUUUGUUUUUUAAGAUGGGUACUACAGUAGCAUGUUUAAGGGCAGCAGGGACAACACCAGAAGGGAGAGAACAGUUUAAGAUGUGUGUUAAGGAAGGCACAAGAGGAGAGAGAUCUGAUAUGGUGAGACGGGACAGGAUCAAGCAGGAAAGUGGUGGGUCGAGAGGAAAGGAGAAGCGCAGCCACCUCUUGUUCAGUAGCCUGGGAGAAAGUCUGAAGGGUAGGAAAGGCAUGAUCCAGGUGUGAAAUAUAAAAUGGUGGUGAGAGCACUCUAAUCAUGCAAAUACAAUAUUUUACCAGAACUUUGUUUGUUGGAAUAUCUAAAAAAACAUAAAACACAGAAACAUAGUAUAAUACUGUUUAAAAUAUGUGCAAAAUGUUGUAUGUGACUGGUUAAACUCACAUAUUUCUGAGUCACUUUAAAAGCUGACUCAGACUUAGGGUUUGUAUGGAGAUGAGAAAUCUCUAUUCUGGACGUCCUGUAUCACACCUUGUGGAUCCGCGCUGAUAGUAUCCUCUAAAAUUACUCCAGGAUGCAGAAAUCGAAUCCAAAUUGAUUUAUUAUUAAAAUACUUCACAAAAUUAAAAAUUAAUAGUAAAUACAGGUAAAAUGUCCUUUGUGUAUACCACGACGCGUUUCGGCACUCACAGCCUUUCUCAAGUGGUCUGUUUCUCAUCUCUCUAUUUGCUCCUUUAUACCUUCAAAUUUCAGCGCCCUUUCUCCGGCGUCCUGUGUGCCUUCCGUUUUCGUCAUCACUCUGCGACUUCCGGUUACGUUACGUGAUGACGUUUUUGUUUACAUCAUCUUUCCUUAGCCAAACGGCUACGUCAUGACGUCUUCCUGGCGCCGAACCCGGAAGCACUAACCGCGCCAUUUUAGAAAGUCUUUCGACAUGAAAAAUUUGCCAGUCUUUUAUCCAUUUCCAAAUACUUAAUAUAUACAUCUAUAUACGAGGAAAACCCACAUUAACAGACAAUUUAUCAAAAAAAUGCAUAAAAUAGUCAUAAGAAGAGGUAUUAUUGUCCUAAAAAAGGGGAAAAAAAUAUAUAUCAUUGAAAAAGAAGAACGGGGGGAAAAAACAUUUUUAACAUAUAGAUUAAAUUUAAAAUAAUAUAAUAUAUAAAAUAGUUUUAAAAAAGUCAUUUAAAACACUUAAUACUAUAUACAUGAAUUAAUCUCAAAAUCUAUGUUUAAACCAUAGGGGGACAGUGAUUCCAUAUUAAAAAUCCACUUCAUCUCUUUUUUACUAAGGAGGCGUUCUAUAUCUCCUCCUCUCCAGUGGGUUUUUACAGCCUCUAUUCCUAUAAAUUCAAAUCCACUGAUAUUCCCUCCAUGUACUUCCAAAAAAUGUUUAGAAACAUUGUGUAGGGUAAACUUUCUAUUUAUAUUAUAAAUAUGCUCCCUUAUCCUUAUCUUCAAUGUUCUUGAUGUCUUCCCAAUAUACUGUAAGCCACAGGGACAGACUAUCAUAUAAUAUAAUAUAUAAUAUACAUGAUCCAGGUGUGGUUGAGAAAGAGAGGUGCAAGGUGGUGAGAAUUCUUUAAUUUAGCUGGCAAAGCUAUCGUCUGUUAGGUUAGUUUGGGGUGUGGCCACAGCAGGGCAAAGAAGGGAGGUAAAGGUAUUAAAAAGACACCUGGGAUUGCGGGGGCAUAAGCUAAUGAGGGAGGAAAGGUAUGACUGUUUGGCAAGGGCUGUGCUGUAUGAACACAACAUGAAUUUGUAGUGGAGGAAGUCAGACUGGGUGCGUGACUUCCUCCAGCAGCGUUCAGCAGAAUGAGAGCAUCUUUACAGGUUGCGUGUUGAUUUAGUGUGCCAUUACAUCACACUUAACAUUCACUAGCACCUCCUGCCUUUUAACCAAAUUUCCUUUAAAGCUAUCAAAAUGUAAAAAAAAAAAAAUGUAUUUUUUUUUUUUUUUUUAAAUGCCCUUUCGGAUGCAUGAAUGCACAGUAUUUUAGGGGUGGUUCAGAACCAACUUGGGCUUUAUUUAUUUAUUCCCGUCUGCUGAAAUGUAAGGGGGGGGGGAACCAAGAUAAUAUAUAGUUGUAAUGAGAUUGCCUUCCUUUUCAGGAUCGGAUAGUUUCCAUGACUUUGGAUAAAGAAUACGAUGUUGCUGUUGAAGCAAUUCGAUUGGUUACCCUCAUUCUUCAGUAAGUAGCUGCCACUAAUUGAUUAGUUCCAACAGGUAUUCAAUAUGGUGAACUCGGUGUUCUAUAUACAGAACAGAAUGAACAUCUCACUCCUUCAUGCAUGUAGCCAGUACAAUAAAGAUGUUACUCUGUUGUAUGUAGAAUUCAUGUAAUACAAGAGGUUUAUGUAAAGAAACUCUUGAACAUUAAAAAUAUAAAAAUAAAUCUUUAAUUUUAUGUUCGUGUUCCUUUAUUGGUUUUGAUUUGGGACUGUUGCUAAUUUGAAAAGAAAAAAAACAAAACACUACAUAAUUUGUAACUCCCUUUAAUCAAAAAGCAUGUGUCUAUGUGGAACUAUUGCUUGUAGGUGGUCUCCACUCUCCACAAAUCCAAUACUUCUUAUAGGGAAUUAAUGAAUACGCGCUUCUCUGAGAAGCACUAACUCCAUUCAAUGUCAUAAUUUUUUGCACAAAGUCGAAAAUUAUCACAAAGAGAAUGUGCCCCUUGUGGCUUUGUCUGCCAUACACCAGAGGCAAGGGCAUUGCCUUGAUUUAAUUUCCUUUUAACAGCUUUUGAUUUGAUUUCUACUUAUAGUUGUGCCAUGUGCAAGAGGAUAUUUCUUUUGAUCAGACAUUUGAAUAGUCACAGAAAUAUUGGGAAGUCAAAUUAUCUUUUGUAAAUAUGUUUGAUUAUAAAAUGUUUUUUUUCGGUAACAUAGGUAUGGAAGGUACAUAGUUGGACUUUGAGAAAGGUGGUUUCAAAAUGCAGUUGCCUCAUCCUCUUGACAUGGGACUGGCAGGCCCCCUUAAUAGAAAAAUAAAAGCAGCGUAUCCAGUCAUGUACAUCAGCAUUUACAUUUGCUAUGUACAUCCCAGACUUUCUGCAAUACAAACCAUAGGCUCAGCAACCCCAUCGGGAGCCAUAUAUAAUGUGAGACUUGUAGGUCUCUGUAUAGGAUAAAUGGGCUAAAGACGCAAUGUAUUCUCGUCACGCUAGACCUCAAGGGUCAAUUCCUGUGAUAUCCGAUUCGAACAUUAACAACUAAGGUUGGGCGAAAUGAAGGAGGGUGAUAGGGUCAGGGAAUAAGCAAGUUGGAUCACCCGACGAAUGGUCCUCACUGGCCCUUGGGCCCCCGAGUCCAGGCCAAGUGUCACUCUUGUCAUUGUGUAUGUUACUGUGGCAUCAGCUGAAACACCUUAGUAGAGGUGGUAAGUAACCAAUGGGACCAAAUGUCCAUAUAAUUUGUCUUCUAUCAGAGGCUUUAAGUAUGAGCUCCUCUAUGUAGUGGAGUUCUUCUGCCUUAGUGAAUAACCGAUUCAAAGAGGCCUAGUUUGUUGUCUCCAAAAAAGAGGGUUUAGCUGUUUAUUUACUUUCCGAAUACGGAUUGUAACUGAGUUGAUAUAAAGCAAACUAGGGGUUUUAGUGUGAUGAAGGAGCAUAGAUGCAGUCUCCAUAAGUGUUGGAGAGUCAUAGAAUUUGGUAAGCAUCAUCUGGAUACUAAACCAAAAUGGGCAUAAGAUAGUAAGAUAUUUUUUUUUAUUUUUUAGCUGCCUAUUGGGUUUCUAUUCCUAAAUACGUAGUAUAGCUAAUUCACGACCGUUCGCACAAUUAGUAGAUAAUGCAGUUUAUUUCUACAGUGAAAUGUUCCUUUUUUUCUUUUUUUUCUACCACCUGUGUGCUUUUUCUUGAAUUACCUACACUACUGUGGAGUUUGUCUGUUCCAGGUACUGGGCAUAGCACAAUGCAAUUCUGCUACAUACUACUCCGAACAGUAGCCUACCUAUCUGUCAUGCCAAUGAUUAAGGAAUAUAUUGAUCAAGUCCAAAACCUAAAGGAAAUCGCAAGUCAUUUAGGCAGAGCAUAAAGUGGAAUUUUGUUUAAAAUUUUUUUUUAAUUUUAAUUCUUCAGUCUAUUCAGUUGACUACACAAUUUAAUCAGACAUCUGUAAAACAAUAAAGCCUCUUAUUAUAAUCAUACAGUUUGUUACGCUAUCUCCAAUACAUAAUUUACCCAUGGACUGUCAAUUCUUUGUAGAUUAAGUGACAAUGAAGUUGCAUUGUGGUUGUUUGCGGCAUAAUCUAGUUAGACUUGCUUUGUCUGUUACGUGAGUUAGUUCUGCUCAAAACAGGCUAAAUCAGGGCUUGCCCAUGUUUGCCUUUCUAUGCUUUUACUACAAUUUCCAAGCCAUAUGCACAUCGGUGUCCAGUCAUAGCCUUCACUUUAUUGAUUUAAAGUUAUGCUAAUAGAGAAUUAUCAGAAUUCUUUUGAAAAUGCUGUUUGGACAAGUUUGUUUUAUCUUUUUAUCUGUGUUAUAGAUGUUCCUAUAUGUAUGUAUUUUAAAGGCAUGCUCAUUGCGAAAGCUACCUCUAUGUUCCUUAUAUGUGUUAUAAUGCAAAGAGCUUCCCUAUCUCCCAAUACACAUUCUCUUAUGAAUGAUUGCUUGGAUUUCCAUAUUAUCAGAGAACAAGCCGAACGUUGAAUCACAUAUUCCACUUUAUUUUGUAAUGACUUAUUUUAAUACAUUGUCACUUUACUGCAUUAAAAUGAAAUGCAGGUAUGCUAUCUCCAUUAAUAGUACAUUAAAUACUAUAGGUCUCGCCCAUAAUAACAUUGAAAGUAGCAUUCUGUUGGCGGUUUUUCCUUUUGUAUAUUUGCACUGUAUUUACUGGAUGUGAAUUAAUCUCUUGCUGCUCUUUCAGUGGCAGUGAAGAGGCGCUCUCCAAUGAAGACUGUGAGAAUGUUUACCACCUGGUGUACUCGGCUCACCGGCCUGUAGCUGUGGCAGCCGGGGAAUUCCUUCAUAAAAAGUGAGUACUUACAGCAGUGACAUUUGCAAGAGCCACGAUCAUUAGUAGGACUAUAAUAGCUAUUGUGAGUGAACAGGUCUCUGGGGUUAUUGGAGGUGACUGCAAAGUUUGAUUAAAGCUGCACCAAUAAGACAAUUAAAAGUGCUUAGCUGUUACACACUUUAAAUUAAUUCCGCUAUUAUUCAUACUUAAGACAGUCUCUUGAAACUUGCUGUUUUAAAAAAAAAAUGGGGGGGGGGAGGGGAUUUUUAUCUAUAAGUAUCUUCAAGUUUAAUAGGUUAAUUACUGUAUAGACCUUAAAGUGUUUCAUUUAACUAAAAUAACAUCUUAAACGAGACAUAAUAUAAUAUUGCAUGUAUAUUUAUUUGCUGAAACAUCAAAUUGUCAUUGUUUUGCUCCUUACUCGUGUUUUCAAAGUAGUUAUACAGCUUGCUUUUCUCUCUGUCCAGGUUAUUCAGCAGGCAUGACCCUCAAGCCGAAGAGGCUCUGGCCAAAAGAAGGGGUCGUAGUAGCCCAAAUGGCAACCUUGUUAAAAUGUUGGUGCUAUUUUUUUUGGAAAGCGAGGUAAGAAGUUAGUAGCUUUAAAUAAAAUGUUCUUUUUGUUUUUGUGUAUGUCUUGACCGAAGUUGCAGCACCUUUUCUGAACUCUUGAAAAAGGAGGAGGGAAACCCAUAUUUUUAUUGAAAGAUUGUCCAUCUCAGCAUCUUUAUUAAAAAUACAAUUGGCAUAACACAUUGUAAAGGUUCUGCAUAUGUAACUAAAUGCUAGCAGGAAUGCAGUUUGGAUACUCUGUCCAAACAGAUAUAGUGAGUAAAUGACUGUAGCUAUAUGCCCUGCACUACCACCAAAGGAACGCAAGGUGUUACAUUACUUUUUUUUUAUAAACUAUCCUCCUUUCAGGCAUAGUCUGUAAUAUUAAACAAAUGUAUAGCCUAGUAUUGUGUAAUUGCUCGCAAAGUGCUGUCAGGCAAAAUCAGACCUAAAAGUGUAGAUUUGCAGUGAAAGAAUUCGACACAAUUGCAGUCUGUGAAUUUGCACCCAUGUAUACUUAAAUAUAACUGUAAAAACCGAUUGAGAAAUACAGUGCUAAUUUAAUGUACAUAAACUCUGUUCUGUGUGAUCUUAUCAUAUAUACAUUUUUCUCUUUCAGUUGCAUGAGCAUGCAGCCUAUUUAGUGGAUAGUUUGUGGGAAAGUUCUCAUGAGCUUCUGAAAGACUGGGAAUGCAUGGCGGAGCUGCUGGUGGAAGAGCCAGUCCAAGGGGAGGAAGGUAAUCCUUAUAAACCCAGUCAUACCUUGCGUUUAAGUGCUGUAAAAUAAUUCAAUAAAUUUUGUCUGCAAAAGCCCAGCACACUGAUCUCCUGUUGUAUGUAUCCUGGUGUUGCUCUGUUGGCUAGGAUAUACAAAACUGAAUCAGGCACGCUCAAGGAAUUUGUUAAUCAACUACAUUCUUCUUUAAUCCAAAGGUGAAUUUACAAUGGAUACCUACCACACGUAAAACGUCAGAUAUAUAUAUAAGCUAAUGACCAUGAGAAAAAGGGUUCAUAAUUUGGUGAUGUCACCACAUACCUUUUUAAGUAGUAAACAUAAUGACGUAAACGCUGGACAUUUCAUAAAACUGGAUAGUGACCGUUUACGGAUUAGACCAUGAAUGGAGAGCAAAAUGUACCUAAACCCAAGUGAAUUGUAAAGUAUCUGCUACUCACCAAUAUGGAAUAGAACUAGAGGUAAAUACACAUGUAAGAAAAUUUGCAAAUAUAACAAUGUAUAAGUUGGAUAUAAAAAGGAUACAUGCAGCCACUAGUGGCAAAAUCUAGAGGACUGUUCCAUAAAUCCUUAUGCAAAGGUACAAUAACUGUUUUGAAACACAAAAACAUUGCUAAUAAAAAGAUAUAAAAGGAAGCUAAUGAACCAUCUACAAUCGAGGAAGCAUUUCAAAGGAUUAAUUUUGUUUAACCCUCUGGGGGCCAAGGUGUGCAUUGAAGAUCCAGUAAGAUUCUCUUCUCAGCAGGUUAACGUAUGUCACCUCCUCAUGGGUAUAGGGGGACCUGGUCAAUGCCCAUGACCCUGAGCCUCGGCCGAGUAUGUCUCACCUGUUGAAAAUGAAAAUGAAAAUCCAGUGCACUCCUUUAUCUACUAAACAGCAACUUUGGUGUUGACAGAUUUUGUUAGUUUUUUUAAAAACACCAGCUGAGUGGAGUGGCCUUCAAGUAUGGCAGAUCUAAUGGGCUAACGAUGUCCAUGGAGCCUUUCCCACAAGUCACUGUGUAUCUGCUAUACUUGAAGGCAAAUCCACUCAACCGGUGGCCAUACAUUUUGAACAGGUGGGACAUACUCUACUGAUGCUCAGGGUCAUGGGCAUUGACCAUGCUAUUCUAUCGCCAUGAGUAGGUGACUUACGUUAACCUGCUAAAAAAAUUUACUGGAUCUUCAUUGGGCACCUUGGCUUUCAGUGGGUUAAACAAAAUUAACACUUUGAACUGUUUCCUCAAUUGUAGAUGGUUCAUUGGGGGUUUGAGGGUUCCAUGAUGUUGAUACACUAUGUCAAAGGGUUCCAUGGGAAAAAUGAAUUGGGAACCCCUCGUCUAGAGAUUACGUCGUUAUGUUCACUACCUUAUAUGUAAGUGAUGACUGACUUCACCGGAUUAUGUAGCCUCUUUCUCACAAUCUCCCUCAUUUUCUUCACCAUUCGUUUACAAAUAUCUGCCUUUUUACACAUGGUAGGUGUCUUGAUAAAGACCUUAUGAGACUGAAACCUUCAUUGUGAAUUCACCUUUUUAAAACCACUAAAUUCUUCUUUAAUCCAAAUUCCUCAAGUGUGCCUCAUUCUGUUUUUUUAAUUUAUUUUACAUCCUAGUUUAUAGCGCAGCACCGGAGUAAAUAUCUAUUAUGGAGAUAUAAAUGAACAGAUUGAUAUUGACAUUUUUUAUUUAUUUAUUUUGUUGUUGAAGCGAUAUGUGAUGGCUUUAUUUACAUAAUGCGUAUUAUUUGGAACUGGCAUUUAAUUUUUCUCUCUACCAAGUAUUUUUGUGAAUUAUCAUACCACUUAACACUUUGUUACAUAGUUUUUAACGCAGCUUUAAAAUAAAAUUGAAAUAAUUGUUUUUUUUUUUAUUAUUAUUUUUAGUCAUGUCUGAGCGCCAAGAGACUGCAUUGAUUGAGCUCAUGGUCUGUACAAUACGUCAAGCUGCAGAAGCUCACCCUCCUGUUGGAAGAGGAACUGGCAAAAGGGUAUGGAUUACAUGUUGUAUGAGUGUUUUCUUUACACUUCUUUUUAUUUCUUAUGUUUUCUUACAAAGGACCCUGAUUUACUACCUUUUCUUUGUUGUUCUUGCUGUUGUAAAACGGCAUUUCUAGGGUGUUCACUCUAGAACCAAAAGUAGAAACAAAUCUUUUUAAAUUUCACAUGUGUAAAAUCAGAAUAUCCGUUUCCUAAUUAAUGUCCCUUAGUAGAUGGAAGAGGUACAGCAGUCUCUUGUGGGAGCAGCCCUUGUUAGAUAGUACAUUUCAUGAGUUUAUCGAACCAGUGACCAAUGUACAUUGUGAAAACACAAUAAGACACUCUUAAAGGAAAACUAGAACAUUAGUCUGUCUGCCACUAGAGGCAUUCUUAGUCAUUGCAUGACUAAGGGGGGCUAGGACACUUUCUCCAGACCACAUCAAUGAACUGAAGUGGUCUGGGGUGCCUAUAGUUUCCUUUAAAUUGUCCCAAAGUAUUACACCUUAUACACAAUUGAAUUACAUUAUCGCAGUCAUAGCCACAGAGUAGGAAACGUUUUCUGGUGAUGGCCAGAGAGAACUCGGUAAGGGUUAGAGUAAUUGAAAAAAAAAUAUUUUCACAAGAUCAAAAAUGUUUUGUUUAAAAAAAAAAAAAAAAAAAGCAUUAGUGAUGAUAAUAGAGGUUAGAGGUUAAUUGUGUUCAUUUGUAUUAUAGGUGUUAACAGCGAAGGAGCGAAAAACUCAGAUAGACGACAAGAACAAGCUGACAGAGCAUUUCAUUGUUGCACUGCCAAUGCUGCUGUCUAAGGUUUGUUUUCUAAUUGUGGUAUAAAAUAACUUGCUGUAGGUACUAUUCUGGAGGCUGUUGUAGUGUCACAAUUUGCCAUGAUCUGUAUGAAAGGUAUGAAAUUAUUUUCCUUCACCCCAGUUCUUCCUAUGAAAAACAUGCAAUGUUUGCUUCUGUCUUUAAAUGUAGGACGCACAGCAAAAAUAAAAACCUAAAUUAGAACAAGACUUGUUUAUUACCUAAAAUAGCAUUUACUUUUGUCUGUAAUGUGGAAGUAAUUGAGAUUGGGCAAUUAUUCCUGGUCUUAAACAUCCUACUGCCUUGUCCAUAAAACAGAGUGCAAAGAUAAAUCCCUUUUAGAAUAUACUUUUGGCAAGUUAAGGCUGAUGGUAAAGGUUUUGCCCAUUUGUACAGCAUUUUGUUGAAAAAAAGUACCCUGGCAUGAUUCCCAAUUUUUAGAAAACACUCUAGAAAAGCAAAACCUACUUAUAGGUUACUAUACAGUCUGCAAAUCGUGCGGUGGAUGUGAAGUUUGAUCCGUUAGAAUAGAAGCUUCUCUGGGUAUACAAUAGAGGGUUUUUAAAGCACUAACUAGGUUAACAUCACACAUAUAGAAGUUCACUGACUUUGCAGUUCCAGUUUGAGACGAGGGAUAUGUAAUAAAAUCUCAGAUUCGUUUUUGGAUCAGUUAACUGCAACAUCUUUAGUUUUUUUAAGGUCCAUGGGCUGUGCGUUAAGGACAGAAGCAAACUUAAUUUUGACUUUUUCACAAUACCCAAUCUAGUGAAUUAUAAAUGAAACUGUUGCAAUAUCUACUUAAAUUACUCUGGUAGCAUUAAAUCCUAGCCUGCCACUUAUCAACAUGUUUAAGAUGCUCCUUGUGGCUGUUUCUGGAAUUACAUUUCACAAAUUCUGCUUUAUUUCUACUGCAAAUAAGCCAAGCUCCCACUGUUGUGUGUAAUUUUGGAAUCUGAUGAUUUUUCAUUGUACUGUUACAAAACCAAAAAUUAGUUAUAUGCAUUAUAUCACAAAUCCUUAAGCAUAUUUAAGACAUUUACCACUACAUUAACUAUUAAUGUGCACGCUCAUGUACCAACACCAAAGCAAACCCCUUAUCUGAGUGAUGCUGACAAUAACCUUUCUUUCUGUAAAAAGGCAAAAUCUCUGAGAUGGAUAUUUUUAAUAUCCAUCUCAACUAAUUAAAGCAACAAUCAAAGCACUAGAACACGGCCUACAGCAUGUUGUAGUGGUUAUGGUGCCAAAAUUGUCCUGUCCAGUGAGCAUGGUCCUUCAUGGCCUUGUUUAGUUUUGUAAUUUGUUGAAACAUACUGAAAUUAUUUGAUUACUGUGUGACAGUAAUAUGGAGCUUUAGGCACCAGAACGAUUACAGCAGGCACGGAUAGUUCAUUUAACCCUAAAAGGGUUGGCACCACAAUUGCAUAAUCUCAUUGAAGUGGUUAUAGUGUCUGGAGUCAUUGGCACUUUACUUCUAUUCAGCAUUAAACUGUUUUUAAUUUUUUAAUGCAGCUUCUCAUUUGUGAUGCUUGGUCUAGUGAGGAAGUGUUGGCCUGAUCAGCAAAGGGCAGCUAUGUUUGGCUCAGUGUCAGCUGGCUGCAUUCAGCCUAUCAUAGUGCCAUUUUAAGUACAGGUAUGAAUCAAUUUGGCUAGAAGAAGUGCGUAAUCUCUGUUUUAGCCAUACCUCAAUUGGGGGCAGAGCCAUGGGAAAGGCCCUCAGGUCGUUUCGUGACGGCUGCAUCGUAGACUCCUCAAACGUCAUCCAGAGAAUAAACUACUUAUGCAUUGAGCUCCCUGCACACAUUAAGCCUGCUCUGUAGGAAAGCAUUGAAUCAAUCCUUUCCUAUAAGGAUUUAGAAUAUGUUGGACAUCCUUCUGCAAAACGUAAGGAUGUCCAGCAUCAUUUUAUGGAGUUAAAGUUAGUGAAAAGGCAUGAAGCACUGGUAGACAGCCACUAGAGGCGGUCUUAACCCUACAAUAAAAACAUUGUUUUCAGCUGUAGGUUAAUGGAUUGUAUACCCGGACCACUUUAAUGAGAGGACGUGGUUUGAGUGCCUGUAGUGUCCAUUUAAAUAAUCCUUUUGUUUAAAAUUACUAUUAUUGAAGGCAGUAAUGGCCAUUGUUUUCAUCAGCACACAAGUUGCAACCUGGGACAGAUAGGAGGCCCUGCAACAGUUUAUAUCUUAAUUGUCUUUGUGAGUUAACCAAAUUUUAUUUAUUUGGUUGUUACAGUAUUCUGCUGAUGCUGAGAAAGUUGCAAAUCUUCUUCAGAUCCCUCAAUAUUUUGACCUGGAACUUUAUAGCACUGGGAGAAUGGAAAAGGUAUGUGAACAAAUCUGCCCUUUAUGUAUUAAAUAUAUUUUUUUCAAUUUGCCACUCAGUGGGGGGGGGGAGGGGGGGGGUUAUUCUACAUUACUCCAUCUGAUUUCCUUUUAACAUUUAUUAACAUAUAAUUAUGCUGAUAUUAGUUGUUACAUAGAUUUAAAGGGACACUAUAAGCACCAAAACAGCUUUAGCUUAAUGGAAUGGUUUUGGUGUAUAGAUCAUGACCCUGCAUGAUCUAUACACCACUGCUCAGUUUUAGGAGUUAAAUCACUUUAUUUUAUACAACCUUAGUCAAACCUCCCCUGGAUAUGACAGUCUCCUGUAAAGAGAGAUCCAAUGUUUAAACUUCCUUUAUUUCUGUUUAUUGUAGAAUUCCUUAUCACUAAUUAUGUUAAUAGCCUACAUGAACCUCCUAUGUGUGAUUUAAAGUUGAAUUAACAGAACAUGAGGUAAAAACUACAAUUAAGAAAACACAGUGCUGAAUGAAAAUGAAACCAUAUUUUUCAUGCAGGUAUCACAUGUAAAUGAGUCACAGCCAGGGGACAUGUGACUAGGGCUGCAUGAUUUCACUCGUAAAGGGCAUGAUCUAUACACUAAAACUGCUUUGUUACACCAAUGUUGUUUUGGUGUUUAGAGUAUUGCUUUAACACAUAAUUCUACAGUGUGUUACUCAUUCAUAGAAUACGAAGAUGAAUAUUAAUAAUUAUCAUGUCAAAUUAUUUGACAAAAUGAAUUUAGGACCACUUUAAAGUAAACCCAUCUUACAACAUUGCAGGAAGGCAUUAUAUAGAUAAUUGUAUAGGCUAAACUAAUCUGGGUCCCUUUGCACUUUGGUUCUUAGUGAGUUUAAUCCAAAAAAAAGUCUCUGUAUAGUGUAACUACUUGGUUAUUUUCUAACCCUUAAGUACCGCUUUUGUAAACUGUUGUAAACACAUGUGCUUUUCUGACCCCUGCUCUGUUGCAAAUGUAGCACUUGGACAGCUUGCUGAAGCAGAUAAAGUUUGUUGUGGAGAAGCACACAGAGUCCGAUGUGCUGGAGGCAUGCAGUAAAACAUACAGCAUACUAUGCAGCGAGGAGUACACUAUCCAGAACCGUGUGGAUGUAGCACACAGCCAGCUAAUUGAUGAACUGGCUGACAGAUUCUCACACGCUGUGGAGGAGCUGCUCCAGGAGGUAGAUACACACCUGCACAAUGUGUUGGUCUUGUUUCCGGCAUGGUUUCUUGAUAUUUCUGGUUGCUAGACUAUUAAUUCAAUUUAUUUAUGUAGGUGGCGUAAAAUGGGAAAACUUGGAUGAUAACCAUGGGUAGUCGAACUUUGCAUUUGAAUCAGUUUUCCUCUUGUGUGAUAUGGGUAUUCUAUUCCAAUAACAGGGGGGCAUUUUGGCCAUUGCAGAGCAGGAGAACAUCGUUUAGGACCAAACUCGAUGAUGUGGGUUUUGGGUUAUUUUUUAUUAUUAUUUAGGAGCCAAAGAUGAUGUGCAUCUGUUCAAUAAAAGAUCAAUAAAAUUAAUGUAAAAAGGUUGAGACUGACCAUUCUUUUAGUUCAGUGAUUUUAUAUCCGUGCCGUUAUGGACAUAAAGAUUCUUAAGUGGUCAUAAUUGCAGGCUGGUUUAUGGUUUGCAUUCAUUUCAAUGUGUGAUUCAGUUGUGAACGUGCAGCUCAUAUAUAGUUAAUGAAUUGGCCGUUGCCUCAUUAAAUGCCUUGGGACCUAAUUGGAGAUUGAUGCAGUGAACCAUUAUUUUACUCUGAUUAGCAGCUUCCUAGUGUUAGCUUUUCAAUCUAAUAGGAUAAAAAAAUACAAUCAUCAAACUUAAUUAACCAACAUGAUCUUCAAUUAAUUCUUUCCAGUCUUUUAAUCUACGUUAAUGUCUAGAUGUGAUUUAAAGUCAAUAGUGUUCGGUGCUGCAGAGUUUGCCGAAGUUUUUUUAAAAGUAAAUGUAUCCUAGCCUUGUUUAACAAUAACAACAAGGAAAUGUUGUAUUGCUAUAGCCUUGUAAACCACAUCAACAAUCCAAUGUUUACACUAGGUUAAAAAUACAGCUAAUGCAUACUCACAGUUCAAAACUCCUCUUGAAGAAAAUUUUGUUUAGGAACUUUGGUGUCUUCUCUAAUGAGAUGACAAUGUCUGGUGACAUUCAAUAACAUGCCUAACACAGUGUCAGUGCACGUCUGGUUUACAGGACAUUAUAAAGCUAGCCAGGAGAAUGUAUGCUGUCAGUCUUUGCUCACAGAGACAUAAGUGGCCUCUAGUGAUUUGACUUAAAUGCUCAUUAACCUGUGUAUUUUUUUUUUUUCAUAUAUUUUUUUACACCAGGCAGAAGAAGCAGAUGAAGAUGAUAUCUACAAUGUACUGGCCUCAUUAAAACGGUUAACGUGUUUUCACAAGUAAGUACACCUCUUUCUUUUAAGUGACUACAUCCUUUCAACCCUGCUCUUCAUACUGACAAUAACUGAGGUUUCACAGCUGCCUAUUAUAAAUCCCUCCCCCUUGCCCCAAUUAGAUCAUUGUGUAGUCUUUGAGGAGAACAUUGAAUGAGCAGCCCGGGGUUGCUGAUAAUGUACAAUGCGGAUUAUAUUGUAGACAUUUUGGAAACAAAAAAAAAAAUCUUAAAGUAAGUUAAACUACAAACCGUGUAUUCAUUUUUCUCUUUUCACCCCUUGAAUAGCCUUGCUGCAAGUGGUUUGUUUUUUGUGUGUGUGUUUUUCCCCAAAUUUAUGUGAUAAAGAAUGUUUCCCUUUAAAGUAAACUCAUCGUAUAAAAUUAAAAGAUGGCAUUGUAUAGAUAAUUGGUUACAAAUGCUAAUAUGGCCAUUUAGUCUGAGUUGAAUAUUCCCAUGUAUUUGUCAUCUACGUAGACACUACACUAAACUAUUUCUACAUUGAUUUAGUGGGUUUAGCACACUCUUAUUCCCAAAACGCAAUGUGCAUAUUGGUAUUAUGAUUAUGUGGCUGCUUGCGCAUUCUACUAUACAAUCCAGGAAGGUAAAUUCAGAUGUGUAUAUGCCUGAGAUUUCACUAACUCGCUGUAAAAACAUUUUUGUUUCUACUUCCAUUGUAAUAUACCCACUAGUGAAUGAUAGAUUAACUUUUUCUUGCUCUGUGGUGGUUAACCUGUUUUUUUGUUGUUUGUUUUUUGUUAAUUGCAGCGCUCAUGAUCUCACUAAAUGGGAUUUGUUUGGGAACUGUUAUAGGCUACUGAGAGCUGGGAUUGAACACGAAGGCAUGAUAGAACAGGUACAGAAAACAUUAGUUCUUUAAAUGCACUUUUUGCAUUAAAAUAUUAGUGGAGGGGGAGUAAUCAUUUUUUCCUAAUUUGCAGAUUGGGGUCCAGGCUCUACAGUGCUCCCACUACUCCAUACUUUGGCAGCUGGUGAAGAUCACAGAAGGCAAUCCUUCCAAAGUAAGUAGAUCAGCCAUAUAUUUGUUGUUUGAGCUUGGUGGAUGUCAGGCAAACUGCUUUGUCCUCUGGUUGAUGUGUUGUCUGUCUGUGAUGGAAACCUACUUUAGUGGAUGCAUCCUUACUGGGCCAAAUGUCCCCAUGUAGAUUUUGUUCAGUAAUGAUAGUCUUAUGUUUAGUGCAGGAGUUGUUUAAUUUCUCACAUCCCUGGAAAAUUUCUGUUUGAUCACCGUGUAAUACGCUACACUGGCAUACAAAGCUGUCAGUCACUUGGCAUAUGAAAAAUAUGUUCUAUUAGGAAUGGUUUACUGUUUUAUAGUAAUCUGGGAAGAAUUUUAAUUAAUGGGACACUAUAGUCAACAGCGCUGCGGAAUCUGUUGGCGCUUUAUAAAUACCAGUAAAAAAUGAAUGUAAAAAAAAAACAGAACAACUACAGCUUAUUGAAUUUGUUCUGGAGAGUAUAAUCAUUCCCUUCAGGCUUUUUGCUGUAAACACUGUCUUUUCAGAGAAAACACAGUGUUUACAUUAGAGCCUAGUGAUAAUUCCAGUGGCCACUCCUCCUUGACCGUCUCAGCCAAUCCAAUGCUUUCCCAUGAGAAAGCAUUGUGAUUGCCUUUGAAUAACAUUUCUGAUGAUGUCAUCAAAGCUGGUAGUUUAGGGGCAGAGACCACAACAGACUGCAAUAAAAGUAAGAUUUGUACUAUAUUUAGAGAGGCAAGGGGGGUGGGGAGGUGGGAGGGGGUUAACACUAUAGGGUUAGGAAUACAGGUUUGUGUUAAUCACCCUAUAGUGUUCCUUUAAAUUUAUACCCCCAUAUCUGCACAGGAUUAGUGGUGGAUAUAUUUUAAGAAUCAGUUGUCAAUGUUUGAGUUAGGCUGUGGAUAACCAAGUGAUCUUGUUGAUUUAUAGGAAGACAUGUUGGCGUUGAGAAAGACUGUUAAAUCCUUCUUGGCUGUCUGCCAGCAGUGUCUGUCUAAUGUCAAUACAGCUGUGAAAGAGCAGGUAACUAUCGUGAAUAUUUUUCUAGGUGUUCUGUUUUUGGGAUUUCCACUACAACCCAUCUAAGCUUCUCCAACUAAAAAACUGUAGCCAGUCUUCCCGCAAACUGAUGUUGGCAAAGCACCAUGGGAGUUCAGCAACACCUGAAGGAUCAGUGACAUACUUGAUUUAUGUACCAUGAAUUACCAUUAUAUUUAUUUUUCCCCCCAGGCAUUUAUGCUUCUCUGUGACCUUCUAAUGAUCUUCAGCCACCAGUUAACGGCAGGUGGUAGAGAGAAUCUAAUGCUUCUGGUAUUUAAUCCGGACCUGGGACUCCAGUCCGAGCUGCUCAACUUUGUCAUGGAUCAUGUCUUCAUUGAUCAAGAUGAUGAAAACCAGAGCAUGGGUAGGCAAGGUUUCUUGUGUAAAAGCCUAAUAUUUGAACAUAAUAAAGAUAGCCGCACUCAAUCCCAGCAGCCACCCAGUGCUCAGGAGCAGGACCAGCAAUCCCACAAUGAUAAGACAAAAAAAAAAAAUUCUCCAGGCACUCAAGCUUGACAAAGAUCUCUUAGCAGGUCGAAACGUUGCUGCUUUUGCCUGUUCUAUUAAAACUGUCUGCAGUUUGAACACCCUGAGUGUCUUUAGAAUUUUUAUUUUUUAUUUUUUUUGCCUAAUAUUUGGACAUAGUCACUUACAGGCCUGGCUAUGUCAGCUAGGGAACACCUCCUUUGUACAGCUCAAAUGUACUUUACAGAGGAGUGAAUUUGGAAUGCACUGCACCAACACCAAAACCCAAUCAUGCCUCCUGACAUCAUUAAUGAUGUUAUAAUCUCACUUUUAUUGUGUAUAGAUUUAAAAGGACAAAUACUUUUUCAAUUUCAGAAGGAGAUGAGGAAGACGAAGCCAACAAAAUCGAGGCCUUGCACAAGAGGAGAAACUUACUCGCAGCUUUCUGCAAACUGAUCAUUUACGACAUUGUAGAUAUGCACGCGGCAGCUGACAUCUUCAAGCACUACAUGAAGGUAGGAUAGCUAAUGUCCUACACACUAUAUAAGAAGACUACAAAGUAUCCUAUGUUAUCCAAGCUUUGGCGGUAAAAUGUCAUCUUUGUCAAAUUCCAAUGGUGACACAAAUUUCAAAUUCUCACUAAUCAGCCUUGAUAUGCUGCCAUGGGUUUUUACUUUGAUUGUCAUGUUUCCUUACUCCUUUCAUGGUGGUUGGAAUUAAAUAAAGUCUUAGCGUUGUCUGAACCGAGACUGCCGAUGGUUUCUAAUAUCUGUUGUGACUUGUCAAUGCCUAAACUAUCAUAUAUAUAUAUAUAUGUGUAUGUAUGUAUAAAUUUUAUUAUAUUUCAAUAUAAAACAGACAUAACAGUCAGAAAUCUUAUCAUUGAACAAUCCAGUUCUUAUACGUUUUCUGAAGUUGAGUUUCUGACAAAAGCAUAACAUAAUUAAAUACAUACAAGUCUAUACAAAACAAUACAAUCUAAAAUCUAAUCCUUUCUAUCAUGGUUCAUAGCUUCCAAUCAGUUGAAUUUCUGGCUAUCCCCCUUUUUAGGGAGAUUUCUCAUAUGAUCUAGAAAUUGAUCCUUCUAGGAGGGAAAAUUGUAGCAAAGCUGAUCUAGAUUUACCUUGUUCACUUGACUUAUAUGAGAAAUUUUACUGCAAAGCUGGAUUUUCUUCUCUAAUCACUUCAACAUUUUUAGUAUAUAUCCAUAUAGGCAGCACUAUUUAUGUAUUCUAUUUAUUUAUUUUUGAGAUGAGAUGACUUUGACUACCUAUUGAAUAACCACAAUAGAUGUUUCAGCUUGUUGUUCUGAUUUGAAACCAGUAAUGAUGUUUUAAUAUAUUUCACUGUAAAGUUGGUUCUUUUUAAUAAAGGCCCUAAAAAGACCAAAAUGUUUUGAUAAUGUUUAUAUGAUUAAUAUUCCUUAAACUCUAGCUUAUAAAAGAUUUAGAAUCUAUGGAUUCUCAGAAAUGCUGAACUAUUUUAUAUCUGAUUGCAAUACCUUUAAAAGGGGCCAUGGCUGUAAUUUUCUAGGGUCUUUCAAACGCUUUAUGUUAAUAUUUGUCAAAUGCAACCUUGUGCCCAUAACAUCAAUAAUGCUGGUUGCAAAACAUGCUGUAAAUUUCUGGUUUUAUAGUAUUAAUCACUAGUAAGUGCAGAGUUUAUCAGUAUGUUUCAUUACAUUUAGAUGUAGUGAAAUCUCUUGGAGAAGAUGGUAAAUAAGAGAAAGCAAUGGCCCAAUUAAUUGGCCUACGUUUGUAAAGAGCAAUUUUGGGGCACAGUUAAAAAUGCAACUAUCUACAGGAACAUUAUAUAGCUUUCCACGAUGAUUGCUCCACAUCUAAAACUUUGCCCUUGGUAUACUAUCCAUUGUGUUUACAGCAAACCAAGAAUGAGCAGUGUUUUAUUUUUCUGUUGCUAUAGAGAAAAUAUUUAUUUCUUCAUUACUGCACAGGGAUUAUAAACAAAUAUAAACUUGUUUUAUGCAACUUUUUUGCAGUAUUACAAUGACUAUGGGGACAUUAUCAAAGAGACCCUUAGUAAAACACGACAAAUUGACAAGAUCCAGUGUGCCAAGACUCUGAUUCUCAGCUUACAGCAGGUAAGGAAUCCUUUGCGAUACCACUUUCACCAGUUCUCAUUUAACCAAUUAGAGACUUACUGAGGGGUGCUUGCUCUAUGCACUGAAUUCAUAGAGGAAAUACUGCAUGUUUAAUUGUGCAGUUGAAAUAUGAUUUUCUGUGCCUUCAACUAAUUUGUUUAGCAUAAAUGUUCCUGUUUAAAUGUAAAGUUUGUUUGGUGUAUUUACACAUGUGUGUGUACAGGAUAAUAUUUUAUAAUGUUGGGUUUAUGCACUAAGCACCAAAUUGUAGUGAGCAAAUCGGCUGUUGUAGUCUAAGGGUUUUUUUUUUUUUUUUCUACAAUUUGAUGUGUAGUGAAUAAGCAUCCUGAAUGUUACUGUACAUUUAUUAUGUGAGCAUGGAAACUGUUUUAAAUCGAUAGGAAUAUCAUGUAGCAUUUUAAAUCCACUCGAAAGCAAGUUGUAGAGAAAUGUAGGUUUCACUCCAAAUACAAACCUUUGUUUUACAGGUGAACGACGUUAUUCAUUAGUAACAAUUCUGUUUUUUUCAUUUUACAAUUCUAUAGUUGUUCAACGAGUUGGUGCAAGAGCAAGGACCCAACCUGGAUAGAACAUCUGCUCACGUCAGUGGAAUUAAAGAGCUUGCUCGCAGGUUUGCACUAACGUUUGGCUUGGAUCAAAUCAAGACCAGAGAGGCGGUGGCCACGUUACAUAAGUAAGUCAUGUUAUUUCCUAGUGUGAGGUCUAAUAUGCAAAUGUGUAGUAUCUGUUAUUGAUUUACUCAUAUGAGAUAUUUAAAGUUGGUUUAUUGAGAAUCCAGUUCAUGGCAGAGGAUAAAAACAUGGCAGAAAUAAAAAAUAUAUAUAUGUCUCAAUAUGUGAGUGCAUAUAGAGUGUGUUUGAAUAUUUACUCAGGAGAUCACCUCUAAUCCAUUUCAUGGACAAAAUUGGGUCUUAACACGUUUCUGGUACAUUGUUGUAGGAUAUGUUUAGUUGUUUUGUACCAUCUGUGUUCAUUUACAGAAUGCAAGCAACCACAAGGCUUUCACUUUUUAUUAAUUCUUCCUGUUUACAUUUAUUUCAGUAAAUACAUGUUGUCUUCAGCUUGGAUACAUUACUCUAAUUCUUUGUUAACACUAAAAAAAUUAAGACACUUUAAGUAAGUUUGACCUCAAUUUACUAAGCUUUCUGAAAGAUUCAUUACUGCUAGAAAAACUUUCUAAAUUCCUUAUUUACAAUAUUCCCAUAAACAUUAAUGGUGACUUCUGUAGAUAAAUACAUUUUGAAUGGAUUUCUAACCGUAUUGAAUGAUUUAAAACAUUUAUUAAAUGGUCUUAUUCAGCAUUUCUGUUCCCUAUUUGACAUAUAGUACACAUUUAAUGCACUGUUACGGAGUAGAGUCUUUCCAUUGAAUCAGGUUUUGCUUUCUUAUAAGGACUUUUGUGCUAAAAUUGCAUUUUCCCCCCAAACACAGAGAUGGAAUAGAGUUUGCUUUCAAAUACCAAAAUCCCAAAGGCAUGGAGUAUCCGCCACUGAACUUGGCCUUCCUGGAAGUGUUGAGUGAAUUUUCUUCCAAACUCCUGCGGCAGGACAAGAAGACUGUGUAAGUGGAAUAUGUUUAUAACAACCAUCCACCUCACAUAGUACUUCCAUUCACUUAUGAUCUGCCCCAGUUUCCUUUGAAAGAUCUCAGAGGAGACCCGUUAAACACCAUUUCAAUGGAAGUGUGUCUUAUAAUUGAAAAUGUACCUUUCUUUGGUAUUCAGUUGUGUAAAAUUGCCAAGAGGUAAAGGUGUCUCAUUGAAGAGAACGUUUUACUUGUUCAAUGCCAAAAGAACAAGAUAGAAAUGUGUCUUGCAUGUUAAAAAAAAUGUUUUUAAAAAUUUCAGCUGUAAACAAAUUUUCAGUAAAACCACCUUUUGUGUUUACAGUUGUUUAAAUAUCACACUUGAUGUUUCUAAUCCAUGUUAACAACUUUCUCUUGCUCAGACAUUCGUAUUUGGAAAAAUUCCUUGGUGAACAAAUGAUGGAGAGAAGAGAAGAUGUGUGGCUUCCACUAAUAUCAUAUAGAAACUCUCUGGUCACUGGGGGUGAUGAGGACAGACUGUCUGUGAACAGUGGAGGCAGUAACAGCAAAAGUUCUUCCAUAAGGAGUAAGAAAGGUCGUCCUCCAUUGCACAAAAAGAGGAUAGAAGGUAAGGUUAAUGCUUCAAUGCAAAUACAAGCAGGUUAACCACUAGAAGUUAUAUUAGCAAUAGUGUAUUUACGUAUAAAUAGGUCCCCUUCUAGAAAUCUGUUGAAUAAUGUCCCAAGAAAUAUUGUUACAAACGUAUCAUUUAUAAUCCAUUUCUUUUGCCGUUUUCCCAGAACCAUAUUUAGAUCCUGUAGGUGACAAAAAAAUUAUUUUUUAGAGAAAAGUAACGGUUACCUGUGUAAUUUGGUUUUCAGAGGAGACUAUUGACAAUUCGUGGGUAACCAGAAAUGACACUAUUCAGACUCCAAGCGCACUUACUACACCGCAGUUGACAUCCACUGUACUUAGGGAAAACCCCCGUCAAAUGCCUGAGCAGAUGCCCGAACAAGAAUCCGAACAUGGCUCCGAACCAGAUUUCUUACACAAGUAAGUAAACCUUAUGGCUGCAGGCAGUCUGUGCAAAGGGCUUUUUUUUUUCUUUUCUUUUUUUUUUUUUUUUUCAAAACUUUCCCCUCAAAUAUAUUUUUUUAAUAGUGGCCUCAAAUAGCCACUAUUUCUGUGAAUCCUAAAAGGGUCCUGAAGGACAAAAGCUUGUGUCAUGGGGCUAAUGCUUAUAUCUCUAGAGUAAACACCAGCUUAUUCUUUAGAGGUUUCCACAAUCUGUUUUUCAGAUUGAGAAUGUGUUUCCUAGUGUAUUAUUUUUUUAAUUUAAUUUUUUUAAGAAUUUCCGCUGUCACGCAACUUCCCAAAUGCAGACAUUAGUCUCUCCAACUUGUUGCUGUGAUCAGAUUUCCCCCCUUUAUCCCUCUCCCAGUCUCUUCCUCAUCUAUCACAUGCUUUGCUGGCACUCGACACUUUGUACAGACAGGCUGCUUAGUAAGAAUUACUUUAUUUGGAAUGUAGUGUAGAUAACUCUGAAAAGAAAAUACAUAACCCUCUUUUCCUCCCACAUCUCCCGUAGCCCACAGAUGCAGAUGUCGUGGUUGGGUCAGCAGAAGUUAGAAGAUUUAAGUCGAAAAGACAGAACAUCAAUGAACUACAUGAAAGUGCGGAGUGGCGUAAGGCACCCAGUGUGAGUGAAACAUACAAAAUGCAUGCUUUGUUAGUCUGCAAACACAGGAUAAAACCGAAACGUUUCACACGUAGCCAGCCCAUGGUUAAUAACAUUUUUCUGCUUGUGUUUACAUUUUGGACAUGUAAAUCUGUAUGGAAGCGCUAUACUUCUAUAUUUUUAAAAUGUAGCAUUUACCAGCUUGUACAGUAAUCUAUCGCUUGGCAUAAAGUAUGUGAACAACCCAGGUGUGAGCUUCCUAUGCAGGAUGCAGUUGAAGUUGUAAAUGCUUUUUGUCUCCUUUGUACAGUUAUCACAAAUGGCUGUAUUCUGUCUGUGCCAUGGGAGGGAAGACAAAAGAACAGAGCCCCCUGUAAUGAGCUCUUCAAUAAAUGAUCACAGAGAGCUAAUCAGUUAAACUUGUCCUGCCUGGAGACAAGAAUGUUAAACAAUUAUCUUUCCUGUACUAGGAAUGAAUUUAGUUUGCUUAUGAACACGUAUUUUGUUCCUUUUGUAGCAAAGCUCCUGGCAUAUGUUCAGCUACCUAAAAUAUGAUGGAUAAUUGUGUACCCAAUGGCCAUCAGAUAUAUGGCAGUACUGUCCUUUAGUAAUCAUUCCAUGAUUGGCUAAAAUUGGGCUAAAGAUACUUUUUACAUUCAAUGUUAACAUGUUCCCAUAUAGUAACUGAAUACUGCUUGCUGCUGAAUCUAAGUCAGCUAUAGAAUACUCCAGCAUUAUUUAUAAACAUUUGUUUAUAACACUGAAAUGUUCCUUAUUAGGGAGCAACCAAUAUUGAUUUUUUUUUUAUUUUUUUUUUAGAGCAGAUACAGAUAAUCUGUGAACUUUGAGGUCGAUCGUUUAACACUAUUCUGUAUAUUUUUACCAUUUAUUUUUUUUUAAAUUCUUUAUUUUUUUCCUGUGCACAAGAUAAUACAUAGGUUUACAAUGCCACGACAGCAUUAGUAAACAGCGAUAACAGUGUAGAACAUAUAUGAGACAUGAGAAAGUGGCACAGUUUUUAAGUAUAUUAAUACACAGGCUAGACUUGCUUGUUUUAACUUUAUAGGAGUGAAGGUAGAUGCAGGUAUAAAACAAUUGAUGGUAAAGGCCUUGCUUAGUAUGUGUUGCUCGAUAACAAGAUUAAUAGGCAAGGUCAAAAUUAUUAAGGCAUAUACAUUGUUUGUUCAAACCGUUUAGUUGUAUUAGGUAAGUUAGUAGGCUCAUUAUAAAACAAUAGAUAACGUAUAAGCUUUUGCUGACUAGUCUCGCUUAUCUGUCUGGGUGUUUAGAUUGAGUCUGCAGUUCGCUGUCCGACAACAGGCUUGUGAAAAGGAAAUGAAAUCAAAGACUUAAAUCAUAGUUAAAAUAGGUUAGGUACACAUUUUGCAUUACUGAGUUGGCUGACAAAAUGGUAGGGUGCACUCGAUACACUCUCAUGGCUAGCAAGGUACUGGGCUAUGAAGUCAGUGGGUUACACACUAGUUGACAAAGCACUUAUUGCAAAGCUACAGAAAUGAGGCAGACAUAGGAAAAAAAAUAAAUCAAAAGGUGCUAAAUAGUAGAAAUCAACGAAAACCUUGCUCAUCUGCAUGAAAGAGUCCUUAGCAGUCAGGAAUUAAGCAUGGCAGCAGAAUGGGUAAGAUCAACAGGUGUCCCAAUGAGGCUUAUAGCGGGUGCGGGACCUAGGUAGCCAGUUUUAUGUUGGCUACUCAGCCAACGCCAGAUCUUGAGGCCCGCAGCUCGGUAGCAAGGAUCCACUCUGUGACCGGGUGGGCUGCUGCAGGGUUAUGCCUAUGCUGGGCUCUCCACCAUCUCCCGGCUUCAGUGGGGGCUUGCAUCCCUGAGCCUCGGGCUUGGGUGUUCUCAGGAGCAGAGGCCCUGCACCGUCUGGAGACAGUAGGGGGUCCAGCCGUUAAGGACCGUUGGCGGCAGGCUGUCUUCCGCUUUUGCGGUGAAGUCGCUGAGGCUUUGCCUUUGGUAGGUCUAGGCACUGAAGGGCAGGCAUUGAGUUGAACCGGUGCUGGUGUCGCGUGUUUGCCUUGAGGAGGGCUGUUCGGUUUUGUUAGGAUGGUUCCCAUGCUGGCUGCACUAUGCUUAGUGAUGGGAGCUUGUGCCAGUUCGUGUAUACGUGCCCAAAAGCUCUGGAAUAUUUAGUUGAGCUUGUGCAGUGUGUGCUCCAGUGACCCGGGGUGAGGUGGUUUAGGCAGGCCCAGUGCUCCUUGUGCAGUGGAGGGGGCUGUCGCCAUUUUGCCUGAGCCACGUGGUCGGAGUUCAGCUCUUCUGAAGCCAGAAAGCGUAGUUAAGUAGUUACAUAGCUGAAAAGAGACUUGCGUCCAUCAAGUUCAGCCUACCUCACAUUUGUUUUUUGCUGUUGAUCCAAAAGAAGGCAAAAAAAACCCAGUUUGAAGCACAAUUUUGCAACAAGCUAGGAAAAAAAUUCCUUCUUGACCCCAGAAUGGCAGUCAGAUUUAUCCUUGGAUCAAGCAGUUAUUACCCUACAUUGAAAGAUUAUAUCCUUGAAUAUUCUGUUCUUGCAAGUAUGCAUCUAGUAGCCGUUUGAACAUCUGUAUGGACUCUGAUAAAACCACUUCUUCAGGCAGAGAAUUCCACAUCCUGAUUGUUCUUACAGUAAAAAAACCUUUCCUUUGCCUUAGACGAAAUCUUCUUUCUUCCAGUCUAAACGCAUGGCCUCGUGUCCUAUGUAAAGUCCGGUUUGUGAAUAGAUUUCCACACAAUGGUUUGUAUUGGCCCCGAAUAUAUUUGUAUAAUGUUAUCAUAUCCCCUCUCAGACGACGUUUUUCUAAACUAAAUAGGUUUAAAUUUGUUAAGUACAGCUGGAAUCUCAUACGAUAUGCCCGUGAGGACCGGGAUAACCCCUACCAGUCCAGGGGGAGGUGGGGGGUAUAGGAUAGCAGUGAGAAUGAGUCCUGGGUCUGGAAACAAGGAGAACAGCUGCUUCUCCCAGUCUCCCCUCCAACAGGCCACAGCAGAGGUGUUCCGGUUCCCCGCCGGUUACAGGCUUGAGUAAGGUCUCGGAUUGUGCAGUCGGGUACCGGGGUUCAGAUGGUGCCCGUGGGUGGGUUUGGUCGUCUGUUUGUAGGGUUUUUUUUACCCCAAAAUGGGCUCGAGAUGCGGGACCUCUGAUUCCCCACGUCUGCACAGCUCUGAAGCUAGGCUCCGCCCCCCAUAUUUUUACCAUUUUAAGGGGGGGGAAAUGAACAAAAUAUACAUGCCAGUCAGAUAUUUUUUUUGUUUGUUUUAAGAAUAUUUGUGUGUGUAGUGGAUGCAGUGAGAGUAUUUGAUUAGAAAAUGUAGUGGAUGCAUUCUGUGUGUAAAUAUGUGCGGUAGGAAAUCUCUCUCCUCCUCCCCUGUCCCAUAGUAUUAUUUCCUCCUCUCCUGUCCCAUAGUGUUAUUUCCUCCUCCCCUGUCCCAUAGUUUUAUUUCCUCCUCCCCCCUUCCCUACCUCAUAGUGUUUUUCAUUCUAAUUUCAGCCGAGGUCUGAUGGAGGAUGACGCAGAGCCAAUUUUUGAAGAUGUAAUGAUGUCAUCGCGAGGUCAAUUGGAAGACAUGAAUGAGGAGUUUGAAGACACAAUGGUUAUUGACCUGGUGAGUGAGACUUUCCUUGCUCUUUCACUGUGCUAAAGCUCAGUUCAUUCACUUCAACCUGAUUUAGCAGUUAGGCUUCUUAUGAUGUAAAACCAUGGAUCAGGCUGUAACACACAUUUCUACUGGUCACAUAACUGCUCCCAACAUUCUGAUGCAUUUCACUGAUGUCACUCAAUGAAAAGGAGCUUUUAGCGAAUGAACUAGUUUAGAUCAAUGCCCAUACACUGGAACAUGUAGAGUAUCUUAUUAUUAUUAUUAUUAUUAUUGCCAUUUAUAUAGCGCCAACAGAUUCCGUAGCACUUUACAAUAUUAUGAAAGGGGAUUUAACUAUAAAUAGGACAAUUACAAAUAAACUUACAGGAACAAUAGGUUGAAGAGGACCCUGCUCAAUCGAGCUUACAUUCUAUAGGAGGUGGGGUGUAAAACACAUUAGGACAGGAAUGUGCAAUCAAAUAAGGUGGGCUGCCCUUUAGGAGAGGGCAAGAGAUGGGUAUGUGAGGUAGGGGUUAGUCUUGGAGGCCAUAAGCUUUCCUAAAGAGAUGGGUUUUAAGGCACUUCUUAAAAGAUGCAACACUAGGGUAGAGUCGGAUGGCGGUAGGCAGUCUAUUCCAUAGGAAGAGAGCCGCCUGCGAGAAGUCCUGCAAGCGCGAGUUGGCCGUACGGGUGCGGACAACGGACAGGAGGUGGUCACGGGCAGAGCGGAGAGACCGAGAAGGGACAUACCUGUGGAUCAGUGAGGAGAUAUAAGAGGGGCUAGAGUUGUUCAGUGCUUUAUAGGUGUGAGUUAGUGCCUUGAAUUGACUCCUAUAGCACACAGGAAGCCAAUGUAAGGACUGGCAGAGGGGUGAGGUGUGAGAGAACCGACUAGAGAGGAAAAUCAGUCUAGCAGCAGCAUUCAUUACAGACUGUAGGGGUGCAGUACGGCUUUUGGGAAGACCAAGCAGGAGAGGGUUACAAUAAUCCAUGCGUGAAAUUAUUAGAGCAUGGACAAGCUCCUUGGUAGUAUCUGGUGCAAGAAAGGGGCGGAUGCGGGCUAUGUUUUUAAGAUGGAAUCUACAGGAUUUGGCAACAUGCUGGAUGUGAGGCUCAAAGGUGAGACCAGAGUCAAGUAUGACGCCAAGACAGCGCGCUUGCAAGGAUGGGCUGAUGUUGGUACCACAAACUUGAAGGGAGAGCGAGAGAGGAGGAUCAGUAUUAGGAGGAGGAAAGACAAGGAGCUCAGUUUUUGAGAGAUUGAGUUUCAGAAAGCGGGAGGACAUCCAGUCAGAGAUGGAAGAAAGGCAAGCAGUGGCACGUUGCAGGACAGCAGGGGAGAGGUCCGGGGAGGAGAGAUAUAGCUGGGUGUCAUCAGCGUACAGGUGGUAGCAGAAACCAAAUGAGGUAAUAAGUUUGCCAAGAGAGGCAGUGUAAAGAGAAAAUAGAAGGGGACCAAGGACGGAGCUUUGGGGGACUCCAACCAAGACAGGGCGAGGGGAGGAGGUAUCAUUAGAAAAAGAGACACUGAAUGAGCGUUGGGAGAGAUAAGAGGAAAACCACGAGAGGACAGAGUCACAGAGACCAAGAGACCAUCUUGGGGAAAUAUUUGUAUAGCAACAUUAAGCAGUAAAAUUAUAAAUUUGUUUUUGUUUGUGAUCACGUAAAAAUAAUUGGACCCUGUGUGUUAGAAAUAGAAAAAUGUCAAGCUUACACGUAAAACCUUUCUAAAAUAAAAAAUUAAACAGAGGGUGGAGGCUGUAUGUUUGUAUGUAUAGAGAGAAAGCACUCAUAGGGCUACUUCAUGAAUGUAUUGCUGCAUUUAUUGAGAUACAAACCGUAUCGACAUUUCACUCCUACACUGGACUGUAAUCAGUAUGCUAAGAACAUGUGUAUGUUGUCCUCAUAAAGGAUGCUAAUUACAAACAAUGUGUGAGAAAGAGGUGGGGGGAGCGCUGAAACCCAGGACUUAAAAUGAGGGUGGAGAAAUUAGUAGAGUCGUGUACCAAGUGUAUUGGUUGCUGUAGCGAUCAAAGCAAGAGUCAAGUGAAUACAUGCUUAAGACAUAAUCUGGGGGCUUUCUCCCCCUUUCCCUUAACGUUUUAGAGUGUUGCUACCCCGUAUUUAAAUAUUAUUUUCUGGAAGCCCCCUUUUUUUUUUUUCCUUUGUCAAUAGUCAAGUGACUUACUAGUCAUGUCUUAAAAAGUUACUCGCUACUGCAAUCCUAAAAGUUACAUGCAACACUCAUCAAGGUAAAUUUCUAGUCACCAGAGGCCUUUACAUUUCUGCCCUUUAUAUGAAAUAAAAUAUUUACAAUGUUAAUUUUGAUACAAUUUAGUAAAUUUGCUGUUUUCUAUGCUGCUAACGGCACUGGUAACACCUAGCACAUACUCGGGAGAUUUAUCAAGGUGUUGUGAUCUGAAUAAUGGUAAAUGUAUGGCUAACACCAUGAAAGCAGUAAGCACAUACAUUGCACCAGGUUUCAGAGAACCACGCUAUGGAAAAUCUUCCCCCAUUAAUCACAUUGACUUGAAUCCCCCCGCAGCAAUCUAUUGAACUCCCCUCAAGUGGAACAACUACUAGGACACAGCAGAGUUCCAUUUUUAAAAGAUGACCGUGGUAUUUGGUGGCGAAUGGACCACUUUGUUACUAACAUAUUUCUAUUGCAGUUUUAUAUGGAUUUUAUCAGGUUUUUGUUGCAUUUUAAGAAAAUGUGAAUAUUUUAUUUUAAUAGCCUCCUUCACGAAACAGACGAGAGCGAGCCGAACUGCGGCCAGAUUUCUUUGAUUCUGCAGCCAUCAUUGAAGACGAUUCAGUAUGUAUCUUCUGUUAAAUACACCUGGUUACCUGUAAAACAGGUUGCUAUCUGUAGAAGGGGAGAGUUUGCUAGAAAUGAAGCAUAUAGUCUUAAAUAAUGCCUGUCAAGCAGUGCUGCAGAAAUGGAGAUUGUUCUUUAUUUGGGGCUUUUGGGACUCCAAAUGCAGGACAUCUAGUCCGUUUUGGAGUCUGAAAAUAAUUACUAUAAAACAAAAUUUGGCCUCAAUUUUUAUAGAAUAGAUAGUUUUUUUUUUUUUUUUUUUUUAAAGAUGCUUUCAAAUAUUAACUCAAAAUACAUUGUAUCACACUUUUCUCCCGUGAAUAUUGUGUAUAACUUUUUAUUUAACAUGAUAUGACAAGUCCUUGUGCCGUUAAACUCUCAGUUCCCACGUGAUGAAGCUAAUCAGGUUGAUUUGUUUUUGUGAACACAAGUUCACUCCUUCCAGGCAAAUCGGUUGGACUGGUUGCAUUUUUUUUUCUCUCCUAUCAUGAGAGAACUUGGCUGCAAAAUGCAUUUUAUCAUUGGAGUUGGGGUUACAAUCAGGGCUUUGACAAAUGUCCCUAAUUAAUUUUUUUCUCUGACUCCCCUAAUAUGCUGUAAAACUGUCAUAAACUAAACCAGCCACUUAUAGAAUACAUCCUCGUGACUAGUCAGUCCCACACACUGGCACAUGCAUAACUUCUAAAUUGUUGUAGCAAAUAGACCAAAACAGACUUACUCAGAAUAGUAUUUUUUUCUUACUUUUAUUUGAUCAAUGAUUUCUCAAAUUAUCCUUUUUCUUUAUGUGCAUGAGAGAAAUUAUUUGACACACUCACUCUUCUGCUGCUCCUAUUUGUCUGUGUUGAGUGAAAGGAGAUCAGGAGAUGCCACAUCGCGUCCCUGGUAUAAUUGUUGGAACUAGCCGUCUGUGCCCCUCUAGCACAGAAAUGGCUGGUUUCUGGGGGCCACUUGCUGUGCUGGAGAUGCUGUCUCCCUUGUAACUGACAUGCAUCCACGAGGUCCCAUUACUUUGUUGCCAUAGCAACCUGAAUUUAUCAACCACUUUUACAGUAACUUGUGUGAUGAGAUAAGUAUGUAUUAGGACAGGCAAUAACAACAACCUAAAAUGGUUUCUAAACCAAUUACAAUCCACUUAGAUGGCCGUUCUCUAAAAUGAGAAUUGCCAGGAAAUUUUCAAUUUAAGGCACGAAUAUCUGAACUGGAAGCACACCCUACCUGGGAAAAAAUGUUAUUUAAAAAAAAUUAAAACAUAUUCCUUUUUUUUUUUUUUUUUUUUAAAAGAUCGACCUUUAUAUAAAGGCGUGAUUUAGAUUUUGAACAAACCCCAUCUUGUUGGAGAUCUUAUGGGUAUUGUAACAGAGCCUGACAGCAUUUUUGUGAAUACAUUUACCAAACAAUACUUAUAGAAGGUUUAAUGCCAUGAUAGAUUCCGCAUGUCAUACUCUGUAAGAUCCAAGACCUUUGCUAUCUGAUUAUAGCUGUUAGUUAUUUCACAUUGAGAGGUGUAGCCCAUGUAGACCCAAAGUUAGGAUGGUAUAUUUAUUUUUACAAAUUCCUGAAAACUCAUGUUUUUGUGUUAUUUCUUUUCCAGGGAUUCGGGAUGCCAAUGUUCUGA
Pelobates cultripes (western spadefoot toad) is the source of this 56288-nucleotide messenger RNA. The record is from the annotation of a GenBank genome assembly. Lineage: Eukaryota; Metazoa; Chordata; Amphibia; Anura; Pelobatidae.